CUCUCUCCCCCUGUACUGGUCCUCUCUUCCAACCCCACGCACCAUACUCACAGCCUCACACACACACACACACACAUACACACGCACACACACAUCUACACAAACAUAUAUUCACACACACAUACAUACACGGCCUGGAGAACCAGUGCGCUCACAAGCUCCUUUUUCGCAUGUGGCUGUUGGCGCAGAGAGAGCGCGGACGCUGCUGAGGUGUGUUUGAGCCAUAUCGAGGAUGAAGACGAAGGCUUGGUGAAUGGGAAACACCAACACGGACGCACCGUUACCUUUCCCCGGUCUUGACAUCCACGCUCACGCUUCUGUCGGUGAGAUUUACGCCGGAGCCGGGGUCUGCGCUCUGCGGGGCCGGGCGCGCGUCGUCUGGGAGGAGUAGGCAGGAUGGAGGCGUUUUUUACAGAGGUAAGCCACCGACUAUACGUGUCCCCUGCUAUCGAGCAACACAUUUAUGACAGAUUCAACGCUAAAGCUUGCGUUUUCACCGAUGCACGGCCUGUGCUGCAUGAUGCUUUUACGCAUUUUCCUUUUGAUCUACACCAUUCUCGGUACGGCAGGUGUUUCUCUGCUUCCAUCGACUGGAACCGGUCCCCCCCAAUCUGUUCCCACCACAAAUAGGCCUGUGCCUUAAAACGGCACGUCUGUAUUGAUUGGAAAUAAACCAAACACAUCGUCUUGGUUAUCAUCACUGCAGAGCACCGGGGCCUGGCUGCCGGCUUGGUGUUGCAUUAAUUCAGAGCAGAGCCGCAGAUAAAUUGGCCAAACGAGAGCUGACACACAUCCAUAAAGUUGGCACUCGGGAUUAAAGCCAAUCUGUUAACGGAGGGGUUGACCGUGCUGGCCUGCAGCAGCAACAACAGCAACAACCCUCCCGCGUCGUGCUGCUGUUAAAAGACCCAUUUUGUGCUUUUUUAAGUUCGCUUUCAAUGAGAUGGAGACGGGAUAUGGGUGGGUAUCGGCGUGGUACAGGGCUGCGGGGAAUGAGGAGGGGGUGAAGGAGGAGGGGGAGGGGGAUAUGGUGGCUAUCUGGACUGAGAAGGAGGAGGAGGAGGAUGAAGAUUGUGUGUGUGUGUGGAUUGAAAAGGUGAGACGAGAGGGAAAUCAAUGGUAAACAACUGGUAUGUAAUUGAAAAGGAGUUAAAUCAGGGGUUAUUAAUUGAUCCUGCUGCUCAUUCAGCAUAUCUCUGGUGCCUUAUUUUUCCAUAUUUUCAUCUCUUGUUCCCUCCUGUCACAAGUAUGUCAUCUGUGCUCUUGUCCACAGACAUGUUCAGGACACACAUAUGCACAAUCUCACGAAACACUCUUUUCCCCGGACUGUGACGCCAAUAUCCGUCCUCUCCAAGCUACUUAUGCUUCCCCCUCUUUAAGUUAAUCUGAUAUGGGUUUAAAUGCCUCUCACACUGGCAGUGAUGUCAUGCCAUUUACAAGUGUGUGUGUGUGUGGGUACCAAGGCCAUUGUUAGAUCCAAGGACUUUCAUUUUCAGCCCUAAUCUUGCAUAACUUUGUCAAUAUUACAAUCAAAAAGGUUAAUGAGGGCACGACACAAUCAUGUCAGCUAGUUUCAGAGGAUCAGCAGCAACAGAUCAGUCCCGUGCUACAUUUCACAUCAGUUUGUCUGUAUUAUAUUGAUCAUACAGCAUCGAUUCACUGACCAUAACAGCACCACCCAGCUCAGCACAGACUAUGGAAGUCUAUGUGAGACCUGAAAAUGGAGUGACUUAUUGAGUUAUGAUGCUCAAGCCUGCAGUCCUGCAUGAGCAGCGCAUCUGAUACCCAGAAACAUGACUUCAUACGCUGGGGCGUUGAGUAAUCAAUCCUCCUGAGAGGUGUCUGUUAGACAUCCACUUAGUUUUGUCAGUCCUAUGCUGUCUCCACCGAUUUAAUAUCACUGCGUUUGCCUCUUUCCCUCUAACCAAAAAGAGUGAACAGCUGACCUCUCUCUCUCUCUCAACCCAGGCAGAAAACAGGAUCGCUGGCUGUCCAGCCGAGCAUGAAAUAUCAGGUGGCAGUGGACUACUGUAAAAUCCCCUUGUUUUUAAAUCAAAUAGGUAAACUAUAAUGGAAGACACUGAAGUAUUGAACAUGAACAAGUUAAAAAGUUGUGUUUGAGUGUGAUCCCUCCAAAAAUUUUCUGGCAACACUUUACAAUACCCAUAAUUUAUAAAUGUUAAAUACAUAGUUUAUUAAUGUAAGUUCAUAGUUACUUUACCAUUAACAAGCAAUGAAACUAUGACUAAUAAUUUUCAUUAAUUAUUAAUGGACUAUUUAUUAAAGGUUUAUAUAGGGUUUAAAUAUUGGUUGUAAAACAUCUAUAUUGAAAUGUGUGUCAGUAGCACUUUGUAAAUGGUUAUUAUUUGUUUUUUAAACCAUCUAUAUGCAUUACUGAUUGCAUAUAGAUGGUUACUGUAAAGUUAGGGUUAGGGUUAGGUUUUUACAAUUGUAAAGUUUACAAUUCAUUCAUGGUCGAUAUGCUAAAUGGUCUAUUUACCAUUUAUAAGUUGUGGUUAUUGUAAAGUGUUACCAAUUUUCUUAACACUGAGUGAAUCUUGCCAUCAUGUGAGAGUACGCAGACAGCGCUAACGUCCUUAAAAUGAACCUGUCACAGUUGGCAACAAUUAAUAUAACUAUUACUAGUGGACACUGAGGUGAGAUUGCUGUCUCAGUUAGAACAAUUAAAACUGAGUCUGACUGUUUAACACCAUAAAAGGUGCACCAUUGUAAUGUAAUCACUUUAACAGGUGAUACUUUCAUACCAGAAAUUGCUAGAUGACAAAAAAAAUAACAUGUAGUGAGGUACUCUGUGUUCCUUUCACCUCUCUGUCUGUUUGUGUUUAUACCUAGGCAAAAUUGGGUGACAUCUGAACUCUGAGUGGCAUCUUGUAUUUGUGUUGAUAUUUGUGUAUCAUAGAUCUGUGCUGGAUUACAGGCGCACUCAGCUACCGUGACUCACAUGGAGGCAGACAGGUGUGAAAGCGGAAGGAGCAGCAUUGACACACAAUCUCAUACAGCUGUCACUAUUUCUGUAUCAUAGCUUGGUGUUUAUAACCUCACUUUCUGUCUUAUUUUGCACGGUUCUCUGUCUCCUGGCUGCUCUGAUGUUAACCUCGAAAGAACAGGCUGUAAAUAGUCGUUUAUUACGCUGCAGUUUGUUGACUGGGUACUAUGCUGAGAUUAUGGAGCAAUAAAAGGUUGAUUUUCUCAUGCAAAGAACUUUCUAUGCAGUGAAAUAUUAAUCAGCUUGAUGCACUCUGUAGGACCGCUAAGCCUUGGCAUAUUUACGGGAAUAAACCCUGAAGGUGUACUCGCUUUAAAUGCUUUGACUUUAACUGUGGGAGGUGUCAGUCCUUUUGGUUUUUGUGAUGGAUUUCACUCGGCCUGUGUUAAUAGGUUGUAGUCCAAAUUAUGUUCAGUUUUGUAUGUAGUGCUUACUGUAGGAAGCUGGUUCAGUGGAGGGAAGGGAACAGUCACUGGAGAUGUGUGACCUAUAUUCAGCAGCGAUUCAACGCAUUUGUUCUGCUCAGGAGCUGCAGCAGCUCUGAUUCUCUCUCUUUCUCUCUCUCUCUCUCGCUCUCUCUCUCCCGCUCACCCUGCGGCCACUUGCUUGGUGCUUCUCCAUCUCAGUUAACCGACCACUUUUAGUGUUUCUCUGCCUGUCUACCUCCUUCUUCUGGCCUUCUUCCAGCUCUUUCUUCCCUCUCCUUCUUACAUCCUCUGUCUCACUCUCCUCCUCCUUAUUCUGCGUGUGUAGGCGUUCGUCAAACCACAUUAAAGCUGUUCUCCACUGUUAAAAGAAAAACAACAUCUCCCAGAAUCCUUGGCUUUGGAAUAGGCUGGUUUGGAACUAAAUAUGGCAGAAUAUUUAUAUAUUAAGAAUUGCCACACCUAGUGUGAUAACAACACAUUUGAUGAUACACAUUUCCUUCUCAGGACAUUGCAUGGUGCUAAAAUUUAGUCAUUGAAAGUCAGAAAAAUUACAAAAAACCUGACUGUUGGCUGUCUGAUACAAAUACUAGUAUAAUCUAGAGUAGUAUUUGGGAUUUUUUCCUUAUUAAUUAACCUCCUUCAUAUUUUUUAUCUUGUUUUGUCCAAGCAACAAUCAAAAAUUAAGCUACAAAUAGAACAUACAAAAACUUAGAUUGAUUUUUUUUGUCAAACAAUAAACUUAAUGUGAAUUUAUAAGACAUUCAUAAUGAUGAGUUCUGAAAAAUUAAUGUUUUUUCCUCAUUCUUAAAGAGGCUCUUCCUAUAGUUUUAUCACUGUUGACAUUCUGUACAAAGUCAGGUAAAUUUUUAUUUGCAAAAUUACAAGUUUAUCCCAAAGAAUUCAAAGUUAUAGCCCAGACUAGUACUCAAAAAUAAGAAAAAAAAAUCUAUAUGUAACAAUAAAAUGUAAACAUAACCUUACAGGACUGCAUAUCCCACAAUCCUCUCUGUGUGGACAUCACUUCCCAGCAUCCACAGAUGCUAAAGGGAGAGAGAGGCUGUUUCCAUGGUGCCCCGUUUCCACACAGUUGCCGUGGAGUCUUGUUGCCAGGGUUGCCAGUGGGGGUGGGGGUGUGUGACUGUAGUUUAAUCCAAGAUGAGAGAGAAAGUGAUAAUUAGCAGACUGCUCAAAACUGGCCUUUCAAAGAGGAUUUGCACUGUGCAAACACACACUCUAACACACUUACAUGAGAGCAUCAACAGCUGUUUCUAUCUGCCGCCUUUAUCCUGGUUAUUAUUUGAAAGUGUGCUCUGAUCCGGUCUACUUUGGAUGACUCUGCAGUGUGUUUGUCAGGUUAAAAGGCUGUAUUUGUAAAGGUUCAUUUAAUCCCGAAAAAACAAAAAGCACAAAUAGAAACGUAGCUGAAAUCUGUUAUCCUCAAUCACUAUAAAUAUGAGCACUUUCACCCAGUACCUUCACUAUGUGUGUAUACAUGUCAUGCAGUAAUUCAUGUUACUUUAAAUCUGUGACUUUUUGCCGUCAGUUUUUUUUUAAUAUCUCCGUAAUCUCUGUGACAGAUGUGACUCAUAUAGGACAGGUGUCACAGACUCAACCCCACAACCACCCGCCCGCCUGCCCGCACGUCCGCAUAAACACAUGUUGUUGUGCUCCUUCCAGCCGCUGUAAUCUGCUGAAAGCCCUGCUGUCCUGAUUGUAUUAUCACCUUUAAUGGAAUAUUACUGACACAGUUAAAGGUCUGUGACACAAGACGAGGCAGCAUUAGAGGAAAUGGAUGAGAGCGAUGUGAGAGAAAAGCAACAUAAGCUGGGAGUCCCUUUGACACACUGACUGAUAGUCACCUGCUUUUUUUAAGUGACCUCUAUGACCUCCAUGCUCAGAGGUAUUUCUCUCCCAGUGUUAAUGCCCAGUUUUUUUUUCAAUACUGGGAAAAGGUCCACUUCCCAACUUCCUGUGUUAAAUAGGAAGGUAUGUGAAAGUGCAAAGAAACUGUAGUAUUUGAGACUGGAAAAUGACAUUAUAAAACUGUUUGCCACUGUUUGUAGUGUGGUGGAUUGGCUACUUUUGCAGCCAGUAUCAAUCUGUCUCAGCAUCAGAAAUCUAGCUUGUGAGGUUGUAUAUUUAACAUGAGAAUACUUGCCUUGAGACUCAUGAUUUAGGACAGUACACUCUUUUGUUCAGGAGAAGUGUCUACUGUCAAUUUAAAGAACCCAACACAAUGGUAAGUGCUGGCUUCUUUGAAUAUGCGUCGUCGUCGUUUUCUUUCGCUUUUUCCGGGUCCGGGUCGAGGGGGCAGCAGCUUCAGGAGGGAAGCCCAGACGGUCCUCACCCCAGCCACUUUCACCAGCUCCUCCGGGGGAUUCCCAGGCGCUCCCAGGCCAGGCCAGGCCGGCCACGAGGUCUCUUCCCGGUCGGACAUGUCAGGAACACCUCCAACGGGAGGCGUCCAGAAGGCAUCCUGACCAGAUGCCCGAGCCACCUCAGCUGACUCCUCUCGACGUGGAGGAGCAGCGGUUCUACUCUGAGUGCCUACCAGGUCUGAGCUCCUUACCCUAUCUCUAAGGCUGAGUCCGGCCACCCUAUGAAGGUAACCCAUUUCGGCCGCCUGUAUCCGCGAUCUUGUUCUUUCGGUCAUUACCCAAAGUUCAUGUCCAUAGGUAAGGAACGGCACGUAGAUCGACCGGUAAAUCAAGAGUCUCGCCUUACGGCUCAGCUCUUUCUUCACCAUGACUGAUUGGUUAAGCGUUCGCAUAAUUGCUGACGCCGCUCCGAUCCGCCUGUUGAUCUCCCCUUCCAUCCUACCCUAACUCGUGAACAAGAUCCAGAGAUACUUGAACUCCUCCACUUGAGGCAGGACCACCCCUCCAACUCGGAGAAAGCAAUCUUACUUUUUCCAACUGAGGACCAUGGCCUCGGACUUGGAGGUGCUGAUUCGCAUCUUAGCCGCUUCACACUGGGCCACGAACCACUCCAGCAAGAGCUGAAGGUCACUGCUCGAUGAAGCUAGAAGUACCACAUCAUCUGCAAAAAGCAGCAAUGUGAUCCUCUGCCUGCCGAACUGGACACCCUCCACCCCUCGGCUGCGCCUAGAAAUUCUGUCCAUAAAGGUUAUGAACAGAACCGGUGACAAAGGGCAGCCCUGACGGAGUCCAACUCUCACUAGAAACGAGUCCAACUUACAGCCGGCUACACUGACCAAGCUCUUUGAAAAUGCGAUAAAUUGAAAAGAAAAAAAUCACAAAACUGCAUCACUACUUAUUUAAAUUGUCUUUGACUGAACUGAAUGACUUCAGUCAUGAUCAUUCAGUGGAUUUAUCUCAUGAACACAGUGAUCACGGUUGCACUUAAAGACGCCAAACAGCAUUAAUCACAGCUCUUCACUCAGGACUGACAGGAACCAUAUUAUCCAGAGGACCCUCCCCUCCCUCGCACGAUUAACUCUGAUAAGCAGCACUCGCAACCACACCCACCUCCUCUUUCAGACAUCCAUCACUGCAGGGCAGCCUAACAUAGCCUGGGGACUGAUUUUGACUUUCAUUUAAAAAUGUAAAAGUUGGUUAUUUACCGUUUAGAGUCUUGAUUAUCAGACAGAGAGAAGAAAGAGUGUUGGGCUCAUUGGUUACUGUCAUCGUAGAUUAUUUCAUUUCUGGAUGUGAUAAGUAAAUUUUACAUCAUUAGAUUGGCUGUAUUAUGUGCUGUUAAGUCUUGGUGGUGGAUGUAACUGUAGUUAAUAAGCUUGUUAAAGUAACUACACAGUCAAAGCCAUUACUCAAUGCCCCUCCUGACCUUUACCCUCCAGAGUGAUCCCGCUGGUUCCUCCUUCCUUCAUGCUGAUCUUUAGUUUUCCUCCAUUAGCAGCAGACUGGUCAGCUGUUUUCCUCAUCAUUUAUUCAUUUGCGUCUUGCUGCUGUCAUCCUGUGUCUUCUUCAGUCUUCUCUACCUUUAACCUUUGGCCCAGUUUUCAAGUUUUACAGUGUUUCGUAUUAUCAUUACCACCAUUAUCCUUUUUCUUUUUUUCACGCGGUUUCUGUCUUGUCUUUCUGCACUGAUCUUACAUCAGCCAGGUUGUCAGAUAGUCUUCAUCUGCUGUGAGUCACUCCUCUUCUCUUUGUCUGUUUCUGUCAUUCGUAUCUGUUCUCUGUGAUUAUUUUCACUUCCUUUGUCUCUUUGUUUUUUUUUUUUACUUGCAUUUCUGGCUCUCUUUAUAGCCAACAUUUUGCUGCUGAGAUUUCACUAACCGUAAUAUCUAAACUAUCAGAUGGAUUCAUAUUAAUUUUGCUUUGGCUCCUUUUCCCUCAGAGUAAUAUUUCAUUGUAAUUUUAAAUGUAACAUCUCAAAAACUUUGUUGAAUUCAUUUUGGAAACAGAUAUUGGCAGAGGUUCCCUUUAAGAUGAAUCAUUUGUUAAAAUUUUAGGGACUAACUUCUUGAGGCUCUGUCGCCAUUAUUGUGACCAAAGUCUGAUUUCCCAAAAAGAGGACACGACUACGCAGGGGCAGUGUCACGGAGUCGCAUUAAGUUAAUUUUGAGUGUUUUCGGGUCGGAUCUUUUACGUGCUUCUAACUCAGCAAGUUUCCACCCUCUCAGUCUGUAUGCUCAAGUCGAUGUCAAGUUAGAGGACAUGAAAACAAGGACUUGACUGGGAUUUACUACAACACUGGGUUGAGCGUUUCAAGUGACUGUUGAAUGUGCGGUUUGAAACUGAAAAUGUGUUUGGAGUUCAUUGGGGCAUGAGUGUCUCUGAGAGAGAAGGGGUGAGGAAGGUGUGUGUGUGCAUGCGUGUGUGUGUGUGGGGGGGUGUCUGUCAUCAGAGACCGUCUUUGAGGCGAUGCCUCAGUCAAAUGGCACAGCCGUCCAUGUGUUCACCCGAGCAGAAACAAGGCCUUUAUCAGACACACACUCACAGCUGUUCGGGCGUCUGGGCCGUAUGCUCUGGGGAUGCUGUCUUUGUAUGCUGAGCGAUGACAGAUUAUUAGACGGUCAGGAUUUUCUUAAUCUCCAGUUUGUUGUCUUUGUGAAAUCAACAGUGCAAAAUCUCACUCUGAUGUAGUUCAUUUACAUCAUCGCAUAAACCCAUCCACAUGCCCCCUACCUGGAAAUCAAACCACAAAGAUCUAAGUAUGCUUCCCCACACUGAAGGUGUCCUUGUCUUUAUUGGUUUCUUAAAGUCAUGCCUUUGUCUGAAGGUGAUACAGAUUGAGAGUCUGCCCUUGUUGGGAUUAUCAAGGAUGUCCUUUCUAAUAAGCAAGAAUUGAAAGUAAGCAGGCGAAGGAGUCUGGCUUAUAAUGAUUAUUACAUAGAUUUUUUUUUUAAGAUAAUCAUACAUUAAGAGUCCCCAGAGCCUUUGGCUCUCCUCUAAAAUACCAGUUAGGUUGCAGGACUCUUGAAUCUCCCAUUUCCUGUCUCAUAUUCAUCCAGAAACAUUAAUGCAUGCAACCAGGUUCCUGCAUGAAAGGCCUCCAUUGUGUUCAGCAACAUGCAGUUUCCAUACAGAUGUGUAGCUCUUUCAAGUACCAUCUGUUUCUUUCCAUGUUGCUUACUACCCAUAUGGCAGUUUAGCAGAGCUUACAGUAGCAUUUAUAGUGGUGAGGCAAGACCCAGAACCAGUUAGCUGAAACUAGCACCACCACUAGUUUCUUGAUUUAAAGGACGUAGUCUUAUUCUGUGUUCUAGUUACCUCAGAAGUUGGAUAUCGGAGCUGGGAAUGAUGUCACACCUGCCUUACUAGCGUUUCAGUUACCAAGUCGGAAAAACCAAGAUGGACACCUACAUUAGCCGUUGUUAGCUGUUUACAAUUUUCAGCGGUUGUUAGUUGUUGUUAGCUAUACCAGUUGUAAACAACGCAUAACACAGUAUUUUACUCUUACAAACACCAUAGCACUGUGUUCACAGUUAAGGUCCUUACACAUCAGGGCUGACCAUACACAUCAAACCCGAUGCGAUUUUUGCAAUUUUGCAUUCCAGCGAAGACUUCCCGGGGAAAGUCCCGCCUCCUUCACCUCUGAUUGGCUAGAAAAGCUGGAAACGUCAUUACACGCUCAAGCCAAACGGUCAGCACUUUUAGCCAAUCAGAGGUGAUAAGAUAAGCACAUGAAACUAUGGUAACAACUGUUAGCAUACGUUAGCACAGAUGAAAGUUAAAACAAAGACGUUUAGCAAACUGUUAAAGCACACAAACCAUCCAACGAGAUCCGACGCUAUGACUCUCCACAAGUUGUCCUUCAGGUCAGUAUCUUUGUAAUAUUUGUGUCUUUAAUCAAAAAGCACUCUGUUCUCUGACAUGUAAACAAUCAGCCGGUCGCCCAUGUUGGAUAUAGCGCUGAAUCUGACGUCACAACAACACGCAAUCUGAUUGGUCAGAAGUGGACACACAGUAUGCAAAACUGCCAUCUUGAAUUAUGACGUCGUCAACUCAGGGUUGGUGAGGAUCGUCAGAUUUUACAAGUCGGAAAUCCGACUUCAGGAGUGCGUUCCAGAUGAAUUUCCGACUUGAAGCUCGGAAAUUCCGAAUUCCAAGUACAGCUGGAACGCAGCAUUGCCAAUCAAAGUGGGACAUUGCAAGCUGCCUUUACUUCAUAGUUUUCCGCUGUCUUCUCUAAAUGCAUGAUUGUACUAAAGGAAAAAAGCAAUAAGGCUGGUCUGAGUCACUCUGUAUUCAGCUUGCUUUGGGGCUGCUUGCGUCUUUCCAUCGCCAUCUUCUGGGUGAAAUUGUCUGGUAUACUCGUGGCACUGAUGUUGGAUUCCACUCACUUUUUAGAUGAGAAACAAAAGGUAUCAGACCUGCAUCUUGAUGUCUGAAAUUUGUAACAUAAGUCUCAAGGAGAGAGCCACUGUCACUCAGUGUAAAGCUGACUUCCAAGUUGUGUCUUGUGGAACUUGCAUCAGGUAACAUUCUUGUUCAGGUUGUUUUCCUGCUCUUUCAACUCCUCUUGCUCAGAGUGCAUGGUGUGAGAUUCGAGGUCAGGGGUCAUGUUUGAGGCUAAAGUGGCGAUUGAGGUCGGUUCAGGUUUAACUGAGCUUGACGAAAUGGUGAUGGACGGAGCUGCAGGCUGAGGUUUGAAUUUCACGGAUCAUGAUAGUUAGAGAUGGAUAGAAAACCUGUGAUUUUAACAAACAUGUAGCUUUCAAUGGUGGAGUUUGUUAUGCACGGCCAUUCCCUGUCUGUCUGGGACGGUAAUAGAGUGGGGGGAGGGGAGGAGAACACAAAGAGGAGGAGAACGAGGGUGUUGGUGGAUGUAGGUUGUAAUGCAGGCAGGUCAUUUAAAACUCUCUGUCUCCCCUUCACUGCAUUUGCCCCAGAGAUUGCUCAUGGCUCAGGUGGAGUACAUCGAUCUGGAACUGGAGGCCAAUUUUCUUAAAGAGGAGAUGGAUAGAGAGCAGGACAGAAAGCAAAAAUAGCAUCACAUUUUAGCUUAUGAAGAGAAUAAGAAGAAACUGUGUUGAUGUUCCUCAGGGCUAAAGCUGUAGGUCCAGUGCUUGAGGUUUAACUGAGGUCAGAGGUCAUUUUACGUUAAAACAAGGAUGUAGUGAAGCACUGUUGAGCUGUGAGAUAAGCCUCAGGCCGUGCUGUGGUCAUCAGGUCAAAUCACAUUGUAACAACCAUUAAUACAAUAGCUCUGUGUGCAGGAAUCUGACAGGCAGAUGAGACCGGCUGUCUGUCUGCAGAGAAAGAGGGAAUCUAGAGGGGGCUAAAUAUAGAGAGUUGCUGAGGAGAGGGCAACACAGUGAGAGAGAGCGAGUGGGGGAGGCUUUUGAAUAUUUCAGUUCUCAGUGAUUCUAGAUGUAUGAGGCUUGAUCAUGCAAAGGUUGAAGCGGUUCAGCACGAAAAUGAAGCAGCGGGUUUAUUUAAUGAAGUCUUGGUGGGCUUCAGGACAUGAUGAAUCAGAAUAUUAUAACACAACACUAUCUGCGAUAUGUUUGUGUAUCAACAUGCAAAUUACAACACUAAGUCCACCUGAGUGAUAGGGCUGAAAGUGCUACCUGGAGAGUGAAGAUUACAGUUUGAUUAGCCAUCGAGGAGUGAGAGUUGAUGCUUUAAAGGAUUUAUCCAAGGACUGUUUGUCUGCUUCACUUUCGUGCAAAUACCUAUUCAAGGCUGUUAAAUUAUGUUAAUUGCCAAAAGUUAGUUGCCAGUGGAUUUCAGGGUGACAUUACAGCUAAUGUGCUCUGCUUCUAUUGCUCUCAUCAUAGACUAUUUAACACGAGACUGUCUUUUUUUUCAUUGACAAACUUUUGAGGCAAAAUUUGUGAACCUGAACACAUCAAACCGAGACGGUCCAGUUUUCGCUCAUCAUAGCUUCGCUGUAAUUUCGGUGGGUAAUGACCGGACCAGCUAAUAGUACACUACAUAAAUUCAGGGCUCUGAAAUAGACACUGGAUGCAGCGGCGUCGGGCACAUUCAGUAACCUAUCAGAAUUAUUUAAAUGGUCAAGGUUUUGUUGAUCACAAUGAAGAAAGGAUGAAUAAAGUUUCUUCAAGUUCAACCGAAGGUGAACUAUGAAUGUCUGUAUCAAAUUUCAUAACAAUCAGUUCAGCUGUUGUGAUAUUUCAGUUAUGUGUCAUGUGGCAGAGUUGAAUAACCAAAAAAGGACCCAAAUGCAGAACAAAAAAUGAUUUAUAAAAAAGAACAAAAUAAAAAGCAACAAAAAACUUCCUUCCAAGAGCAGAAGAAGUAAAAUCCAAACAAAAUAUUGACAUACAAUAUAACCCACAAGGACAGAGAGGAAGACAGGGACUAUAUACACACUGGUUAACGAGCAACAGGUGCGGCUAACGAGACACAGGUGAAACUCAUGGGUGAUUAACCAAGGAGGGAAAACUGGGGAGGUAAAACCAGACUAGAAACACAAGGAAUAAACUACUACAAAAUAAAAUAGGAAACACUGAGAACUGAUCUAAAGAAUAAAACACAAAGAAACAGGGUCAGACACAAACUGAAAACUCACAAUACAGAAUCACAAGAACAACAGGGAACAGAAACACAAGGAAAAACACAAAGAAACUAAAAUCUAAUUAACAACAUGAGGAGAAAAUUAAAUAAACAGAACAUAUCAUGACAUGAUGAACACUGAUGGAGUUAUAGUAAAAGAGAAAAAAGUGAAAUAAUAUGUUCAACAGAAGAUGAUUUAACAUCUUAUAGCUACUACAAAUAAAACCAUUUCUAUUCCACUCAGGCUGCAUCAGUUAAAAUUGUGACAUUUUUGUGUUUUAAAGUGAAACUACAUGUCUUUAAUUAGUAACUAUAAAACAUUUCUGUAUCAAACCUUAUUUGUUCACUUCUCAGUCUAACAACUAUAACUUUUGCAGCUGCAGCCCCUCUUGGUCCAGUAUGACCCUCUUAUUUUUUACAAAAGAAAACACAAGAUAUUCAUUAAAACGCAACUUAAAUCAUAUUUGUUUUUCAGUAAAAGCUUCAGAUUUUCUAACAAUAUUCAUAUUUUUAUCCCAAUUCCUAAAUUGUGACCAUUUUUGGAGUUAUAUUUGUUGUUAUUCUGACUAUCAUAGGUGAGGCUGAGGUGUACGGUCCUCAGAUGAGUUGAAAAAACACAACAAUGUGUGAGUCUGUGUUUCAUUCUCAGGUGCUGAUAAAAGGGUUGAUGUUUUCUAAAAGCUAGGAGCGCUAAAGUCUUUAUCUUGAAGCGUUCAGACAUUUUUUGCCCUCAGGCUUACCUUGAGCUCUCCAGCAGUGUGUGUAUAUAUAGUAUACUGUGUGUGUGUGGAUGAGUUCUGCCGGUUAAUUCCAUAUCCUGGGGCUCACUGGUUUUCUAUUAUAAUUAUUAGUGUGUGUGUGUCAGAUUGUUACAGAGAGAAGGAAAGGGUUAAAAAAAAUCUGGGAAGGGGAUGAAGAUGCCGGAGAAAAAGGUUGUCGGGCAUUGCUUAAGGGUGAGGAGCCAUGUGUUGCUAAAACAAUUUAACAGCUCAGUUCAUCUGGAUGAAAACAUCUGGUGUCACAGAAAGUGUAUGAAGGGCUUAAACACCUUCUGAGGCUUUAGACUUUAAUAAUGUCUGAGUGUCAUUUUGGUCAUAGUUUUGGUUUGCGUCUUGGCCCUUUUUGGUUUUACUUCUUGGUCGCCUUCUUGGUUGUAUUUUGGUCACCUUCUUGGUCAUCCAUCUCAGUCUUGGUUGCCUUCUUGGUCAUCUUCUGCUCUGAAGUCUCUUUGGUUGUUUUCUUUUCUGCCAUCCUCCAGUUCAUCAUCCCCUUUUUGGUUAUCCUCUUGAUCAUUUCUUUAUUGUCUUUCUUUUGGUCUUUUCUUUUGCAUCUUCAUGGUUUUCUUGAUUUGGUGAUCCCCCUUUCUGGUGGGUUAUCUUCUUAGAAACUAUUGUCAGAGUUAUUGUUUUCUUGGUUGUCUUCCUCUUCUCAGAGUCACUGUCUCUGAUUUUUAAUCCUAUCCUCUUCUUCUUUUUCAUCUGUAGCUUAUCUUCGUUUCAUAUUCCUCUUUUGGUUCUAUUUUUAAUCUUAUAUUUUUGGUUUUCCUCCCAUCAUCAUCUUUUUCUUCUUUCUUGUUUCCUGUGCCCUUUGCUCUCCCUCUUCUGCGAUGCUGUGCCCCCUUUUUUAAGGCCUCGAGGUCAGAGGUCACUGGCUGUGUGAAAGAGGACUUUGUCUGUGCAUGAAGGUCUAGGAAGAGUGCACUUCCUCUGAACCUAAAUCAACACACACGGACACAUACACACACAGAUGUCAAGCCUUGUUGCUUCUCACAGAUGUUCAAGUCUUCAUGUAUCACAUCUGUGACAUCCUCCUGUAGCAUCCACACUCCCUCAUCAUGGCUACAGAGAGUGUUUUGUGCUGUUUGUUCAACUAUGAGUUUGUUUUGUUGCCUCAGGAACUUAAGGAUAAUUCGUUCCCUGGUGUCACCAUGCUGAAUGAUUAUAAUAAAUUUGUGUCAAUAUGAGAUGUUUUUAUCUAAGUAAGGUGUAAUCGCUAUCUUUCAUCACUUUUCCUAAAACCUCUUCCUUGUUGUGUCUCUCUGAUGCAGGGGGCCCGUGUUUGGGUGAGGGAGAAGGAGCAGCUGGUUCCCGCCACAGUCAACUCCUGCGGGGAUGGAACUCUUGUCGUCACAACCGACUAUGGCGAGGUAAGAGAAGUGCAGACACACACAAAAAGGCGAAGUCUUUAUGAGUCAUUGUUGUUACAACACAGACACGAAGAGUUCAAGCUGAAUCCACAAUGCUGCUGGUUGUGAAAUACUGUUAUCGCCUGGUUGUGUUGAAUACAUGAUCCUGAUUGGUCAAAACCAACCCAACCCAACUCAAAACUGACACCUGAUGACACAAGUCACAUCAAAUCAAGCGGAAAUUUAAAUUCUGCCUGUUGACACUGUGGCAAAAAUGUUAGUUUCACUUAAGCCCUGUUUAUACGUACCUGGUUACCUUCAAAAACAAAGACAUUAACCAUCGUUUGCACCCUUCAUUUCGACGCAAACAGAUAAUUCGGCCCUAGAGAUUUUGGACAACUCCAAAUUGUGCAUAGGAAAGAAGGAAGGGACAUUGUUGUUGCUUUUAUGCGGGACUCUGAUUCAUUGUUGUUUUCGUUGACGAUGACAUAUUUCGUCAACGUCAUCGUCAACGAAAACAACACUGCAGAAUAUAUGUUUAGUGUUUGACUGACGAAAUGCUCAUGAAUUUUGCAAUUCUGUUCGUCGUCCACCACCAACGUUUUCGUCUAGUCUCAUCAACGUAAGCGCACAUUCGUCUCGUCACAUUUUAGUUAUGUAAGACUUAUGUUUAGCUCGUCAACGUCACGUCUUUGUUGUGGAAAAAAAGGGGCAUUGACGAAAUAUUUUCGUCAACAAAAACAACACUGCUCUGAUUGCCUAGCGUGGGCUUGAGCUUCUCGCUAUGCUGCAACCCAAAUGUUUGAUACGCUGUUGACGGCAUAUAUACACGGGUUAGUUUAAACGAAAACUUUUCUGAAAACGUAGUGGUCUGCACGCAGUUUUUUCUGUAAAUGGACAGGGUUAAAUGUCCGUUCAUGAAAAUAGCUGGGCAAGUGCAAACGUAGUCUUAGUGUUAUUUGAUUGGCAUUCAAAGUUUUGCUCACACUGUCAAGGAUCUGAUCCACAUAGUCAUCUGCUCACCAUACAUUAUCCCUCUAAUGCAUGUUGAAUUAAUGAAUAGUUUAAAUACCGUACACAGUACAACUUAAACCCUGAUUAAUUAGUCAGAAACAGAGAGGGGGAGCGAACAGUGCCAGUGUUGGAUUAGAUGCAUCGUGAGAGCUGCAGUAUGUGCUUGUACUGUGUCAUCUGGUCUGUGAAUUAGCGCUCAGAUAAAGGUCAGAGUAAAGGUGAGGCAGCUGUGCAGGUUCAUCCUCUACUGCGAGAAUCAAUAAACUGACUCCUGGUCAUGAUGCUCUACUUUCCUGUCCCAGUUGCUUCCUCCUCCUCCUCCUCCUCCUCCUCCUCCUCGUUCUCCUCAUACAUAUGCAAAAUUCAUCACUGGCACACAUUCAGCCUCCAGAGGAGAGCCAGAAUAGACAGAGAGCAUUAUGGGAACACAAACGCUCGUUCCAGGAUGUCAGAUGUCGGGACAGCGUUUCCUAAAGCUGUGUAUAGCCAGGCAGGCGGCUGCCCCAGCCCCAAACGUUUAACACCACACCCCCGCCAAAAUAAUGGAAUUGAAUAUUUAAAUCCCAUUAUGAGUGUGUGUGUGUGUGUGUGUGUGUGUGUGGGAGUGGGUGUGUGGGUGUUCAUAUAAUCUGUAUCAGUGAGCCGGGCACACGUUGCUUUUUGGAUUUAUUUGAUGGCUGAUGUGUUUGGCAUGCACCGUAAACACACAUGCGCUCCAGUUGGCAGCGUUAGCACAGAGCUAAUAAUAGACCAGGUCUUUCAGCCCAAAUUCAAGGGUCUCAAUCCUCUCUUUUUUCCCCUCAGAGAACAUCCACAUGUACUCUCCUUUCCUUAGAUGUACCAUGAAUCCACGUCUGUGGCCUUUCAGAAAUCAAAGGGCCAAACGCUGCUCUAAAAGCUUCGCCUUUUCAUGUCUCCGCUUCGCUAAUCCUGUUCCUGCAGAAACACACGGGCAUUUCCUAAACUGGAGGGUUAGCGAUAGGAGCGGGCAUUCUCUUUGCUCUGGAUUAUGAUCGUCCUCAACCUCCCCAACCCCCAUCCAGCUCUCCCUCUGCCUUCCCUCCCCUGUCAGUGGUCGGUGUAUAAAUGUUAGCUCUGCAGGAGGUGGUGAAUAUUUGAUAGAGAAUCAGCGGGAUGAGGGGUCUGAACUGUUGGGACAGGAUCUGACCCAUGCAAACAGUCCCAGGCCGUCCAUCACUCCCUGCUGCUCGGCCGCUGAGUCUCUUGAUCUCGGUCAUAAAUGAUUCCUGUGUCCCAAGAGCUUUUUAAUAGUUUUGAAAUUAAAACAGCUGAAACAGAGGAUGCUAUUUGCACACUGGAGUGGCCAUUGGAACAAGAAACAUGCUAUAUGUAGCUGCUUUUCCUUCUGUUUUACCCAUACUUUACAUUUUCAUAUUCACUCCCUGGCUGCCCUGUCACUCUGGUUCUGUACUCUAAAGUCCCUGACCCAGAUCACUUCAGCACUGAUUCAGGGUCAUGAAUGCUGCGGCUGCAAAACUACAAACCUUUACAUCACAUCAGCAUAACCCACAACUACAUGCAUCAUUCAUCAUCAUUUGUACUCUACUUUUUUUGCCUCUGACGUCAUUAAAGCAUGGUGCACACCCCUAUAACGUCCAAACCUCAAACUCAGGUCUAUGGUGGAUGAUUGGAGGGGCAGGCGUUGGUGCAUAUUUACUGUCUUCUUUUCUGUUAGCCAUUUGUGACAAUACACCGACUCUAAUGCUGUGUCCGGACGUCAGAAGUCUGAGCUGGGAAUGACAUCACACCUGAGUUACCAGCGUUUCAGCUACCAAGUCUGAAGAAAGCAAAAUUGGAGGUGGAAACAAGAUGGCUACAUCUAAGAGUUAUUUCAGCGCUUGCCUUGUCCAAAUAUAAGCAAGGACAAGGCAAGCGCUAAAAUAACUUUUGUAGAUCUAGCCAUCUUGUUUUCGCCUCCGAUUUUGCUUUUUUCUGACUUGGCGCUGGUAAUUCGGGUGCGACAUCAUUCUCAGCUCAGACAUCUGACUUUCCAGGUAACAUGGACGCAACUUAACCACCCCACUGCAAGGUACAACUCAAAAACAGCAUAACAGUAUUUGUUGGACAACCAAGUCCAAUCGACAAAGGCUCAAGUCCAGUCAACAUUACAGGUCUUAAGUCAAGUCUUAAGGUAGUAGGUCCAGAGGCAUCAUUUACCCUUUAACAUUUUGACUACUGGCAGGUGAAAUGACCAGAUAGCAAGUGAGUAUCAUGUCUUCAAAGUUGAUGUAUUGGAAGCAGGACAAAUGGACACGUGUAGAUGUGAGCGACAUGGACAAGAAUCCCAUCUUGAUGGCUAGAUGACUGGGCAGAGCAUAUCCAAAAAUGUUGUAAACACAGUGCAAAUGAUAGGUAUACAUAAUUGUAGACUGGUCAAAGAACCCAUGAAGACUCCCCUAUCCAAAGUGCUUAAAUAAACACAUGAGCAUCAAAACUAGACCCCAGAGCAAUGGAGAACAGUGUUGACUUGGCCCACAGGUUCUCAAGAUCUCAGACCAAUCCAAUUCCUGUGGGAUUUGUUGGACAACCAAGUCCAUUCGACAAAGGCCCCACCUGACAAUUUACAGGAUUCUGUCAACAUUUUGGUGACGGAUGCCACUGCACACCUUCAGAGGUCUAGCAGAAUCCAUUUCUUGUCAGGUCAAGCUUGUUUGGCCUUGUUUGUCUUUAAUGGGGGCCUACAUAACAUUGAAUACAAGGUCAUAGUGUGAUGGUAUAUUGUUGUAAGUUGAAAUAAGAAUAGAAAGUCCAGAUAUUUAAAGCUCGAAGCUAGUCAAAGCCAGGAGGUAGAGCCUCUCGUGUAAACAUUUGGGACUACUGGAGUAAAUCAAAACUCUCUCAUUUUUCAUCCCUCAGUCGGGGGAUCAGUGGCAGCGAGCAGCCCAGACAUCCUCUGAUUGCAGCUAGAGAUUAACCCGAAAUCAGCUUAUAUCAGUCCAUAUAUUGGCUGAUUUGAUGGUCAGGCAGUACAAGAAGGUUAAGUAAUCCUUCCUCCAGUUUUGAUCUGGGAUGUCCGUACGAAAGGAAAUCUAGGGUAUCCUUAACAGAUGCCUGAUUUGACUUAACUACAACCGGACAGGAAAAAAAAUGCACUUCUUCCCAAAUAAAAAACACCAACGAGCUGGAAAAUCUCUCCGUUCACUUGAAUUCAACUUAAGUCUAAAUUUAACUUCAAAAAUGACUGCUUGGAGAUAAAACAAAGGCCUGGCAGGAAUCUGCAAAACCUCAUUCAUAAAUAUUUCAUCAAUGAUCAAAUGUCUUACCUUUUUAAAUCUGCACAGAUUACAGCAGAGAGAGAGAACAGUUGGAUCAGAUCAGAUAAUACAUAGCUUUGAUGAAGCUGUGAUGAAACUGGGUCAGCAAAGAAUUGAAUAUGGAUAAAUUUAGAGCAAAUACAGUAUAUGGGAGUAAAUAACAUAAUGUAUGAGUAUGGUGAUUAAGAAAACUAGAGGUAAAACAUAGAUUCAUUACUGAGGAUUGUCCUCAUAAGUCAAUAUCAGUUGACAUUUCAGAUUUACAUCCUCACAUUUAGAUAUGGCCUAGGCCUGGCAGAGAUCCAUUCCAGUUGGGUUACCAUGGAUACAACGGCAGGCUCCGCCUACCAUGUAUAUGAUAUCCCAGUGUACAUCAUCCAGUGAACCUACAGCCAGACAGGACUGUAAUAUACAUGGAAAAACAGAGGCUGUAGACAGACAGAGGGCUAAACAAGGGUGAAGUACUCAGACACACCUGUGUCUCUACUGGACACACUAACACACACACACACUCCAAGGUUACGUUAGCGAUGAGUAGUGUGUUAUGUGACCUGGAUUUCAGAAGCUAGCGUGAAAGCUGCAGCGAGAGCUCACGCGAGCACAGAACAUGCUGCAGGGAUGUCGUUCUCAUUGUGCGCACAGUAAAUGACACACACACACACACACACACACACACACAAACAGACACACACACACACACACUCUGUCUAAUGUGCCUAAUAAAAAGUGCAGAAAUGACUUGUUCAGUCUGAGAUGGCAUAGAAGCAGGCUGAUGUUUCUGUGCGAUCUUCUGACCCACAUUCAUCAUUCCCCUUCACCGUCUUCAUCUUUGUUCCCUCUGAGGACCCGUAGUUACUCACUUGUUCUGUAUCACAUAAUGAGAUUAACGCAGCUUUGUCAAACUGGCGCACAAAAAUACUGAUAUGCAAACACACACAAACAUCCUCCCAUGUCUUUUGCUCUCUGGCGCUCUUUUUCUCACAGUUCCUGUUUCUCUCCGCAGUGUCCCAUAUCUGUGCAAAUGAGGCAGAGAUCCCCUUCAGGCUGGGAUGAGUGUGAGCUGCCAAAUCCUAAAAGAUGAUGACAUAUGAAAGGUGUUAUUCGCCUCAGUGCUGUGGGCCAGAGAGGCAGAAACAGAGUCAGAGCUUGUUGUUAACUUCUUUUGGUGGUAUAGGCAGUUGUUUGCACUUUUGGAGGUGUGCGACGCUAUGAGAUUUGAUUUCUUUGUUUGUGAUGAAAGUGGCCAUGACACUCCUAUGUUGUCAACUUAUAAUACUCUCUAAAUGAUAACUAAUCAAAAUAUGGACUCUUGCACAUACACUAGAAUGACAAGGACUGACUACUUUACAGGGAUAUUCCGGCGUAAAAUUAAUUUAGGGUCAAACAUAUCGUAACACAGAGUUAGACACCCCCUCGAUAGAUGAAUGUUGCCGACCGCUUGCUUCUCUAGUUUUACCAACUUUAGUAAAGACCACACGAUAGCAAUACACAGCGGCCUAAGGAGCCAUAAACAAACCUCAACCAAAACGCCACUCUAUAGCCACAGAUAAUUCUCAGAACAGCACCUAACUUCAUCAACAGGACAUAUAGGGUCCCAGCCGCAGCACUAGCCACCAAACAUCUUUUUAACUUUAGCAAAGAGACUAAACACAACUCACCUACUCUCUUCUAGCAGCGGCUUUUUUUGUAACGAAACCUCAGGCCAGUCCAUUACGGACUGCUGCGGGGUGACACAGCUCAAGGAAGAACAUUUGUGAUCAUUACUUUGUCAUUUCCUUUAAGUAAUAAUCACCAUAUUAAUCAUUUUGCACUGAGGACGUGGUAGUUCUUCUUCCGUAGCGUCUCGGCCUGAUUGCACAUCCAUGAAGAAAUCUGUGUGUUUGACCCUAAAUUAAUUUUACGCCGGAAUAUUCCUUUAACAGAAGUAUGUUAAAGAAAAAAAAAAAGUGAUGUGUAUUUUAAAUUCCUAGCUUGACCCAUGUUCUCUCUAUUACAAUGGUGGAUGCAGGCUUUACUGCAGUUAGUCACCAGGGGGAGCUCUAGAGACUUCAGCUUCACCUCUGGGGAGCUGUGUGGCUGUCCAUAUUUUUUAUACAAUCUGUGUGUUGGAAGAGUUAACAGCUCUAAUAUUCAGGAAACCAACAUAUCAGGCAGUAUGUCCUGGUCUAACAGCACAAAGGCUGUAGUCAAAGAGGCACGGCAAACUUUCGUCAAAAACUGCUGGUGACCUUUUAUUUCAUCGCUCCACAAAGGAGUCCUGACAAGCUGCUGAACACAGUGCUCGGGCUGCUCGCUGCUCAAGUGCUGAUAAAAAAGCUUUACAGACAACACUGCAUGAAAAGUCCUUGCUGACCUUUUCUCUUUAAAACUGAACAAAAACAAACACGGAUGGCAAACAUGGAUCUGUACUGCAGAUCAAUAACCCAGCUCCUAAAGCCCAGCAUGCAACAAAGCUCUCUGUAAAACUUUUGUUUUAGGAUAAUUUAGAUUUCCCUGAACAUCUGUCCGAAGCUGCUCUUUUGACUUUUACUAUAGAGCUCUCUAUGGUCAGAUUAUGCAAAGUUUCUCUCAAUCCUAAUCUGACCCGCAAAAUCUACCAAACUUGAUCCAAAGUCGGGGCAGGUGCAUACUGUACUCUGUGGUACUGUAACUCCAAUAAAAGCACUCUGCAGAAUAUAUAGGUCACUGGGCCCACAGCUCUCUCUCUCUCUCUCUUUCUCUCUCUGCUCCAUCUUUAUCCCUCUCUCCCACUCUCCUCACUCCGGCUGCUGCUAAUAAGUGGAGUCAGAUGAAGAGGCUUGUUUCCCCUGGCUCCCCCUGAAUCAUGCAAAGCAGCUUCAGACUUCAGAGAGCUUUGCAGGAAGACGGCUCCUUCCAAGGCGUAUACGUGUGUGGAUGCUCAAAAAGUGUGUUCACAUGAGUAAAACAUGUUAAAAAUGCAGCAGUAUUUCUGGAAGAGAGAAAAAUCUGAAUAUCAUGAAAGAAAAGAGUCUGAGACGGUAAAUGUCAACAAAGAACAUGAUGUACUAAGGAGUGUUAUUUACCAAAUCCUCGUGUUUUGAGAUGAGUUACUAAACUAAUGCUGUUAUUUCUGUCCAGACAUGAGUGUUAGACUAUCCUACAUAUUAUCCAGGAUGGUUCUUUAACAGUGAACCCAGGCAGUUGUCAAGUUAAAGGCACUAUAAGGAGUUUUUAACUAGUUUAGAAAUAGACUAAAAUUGAUACUGAUGUCUCUGUAUAACCCUCAGAAGCAGGAAAGACCAUCUUUAACAUGGCUAACAGAUUACAGGGAUCUCUUUGUCCACAGGGGGCACCAAAAUCAACACAAACAAAAAGUUACCUACAGGAGCUUUAAGACAAUACUGUAUACAUUAAACCUGGCAUUCAUUUCAACAAGCAUAUUAUACAUCUACAUUUGCUAUGACAUGAUUUGGUAGCCAAUAGGAGUGAGGAUUGGAAGAUAACAAGACACACUGAGAAAUCAUGAAGUUUUGAUAUUGGAGAAUCACGUUUAGCUAUCUAUGCUCUACUUCUACAAUACUUUCUUCCCUCUCUUUUCCUUCAGCAGUCUGUCAGUGUCUCUUUCUCUCUAUUUUCUUUCACUAUUUCUGGGUUUUGCCUCCAUCCCUUACUCCGACGAUGAAUUAUUGAACGUGAGGUUUCUGGUUUUAGACUCUCUGUGUUGUCAGACUUUUGUGUGUGUGCUGAAAUUUCUGAACAGUUUCUGUGCGUGUGUUAAAAACUCACCAGAGGGGAAUAAAAAAAAGAGACGGUCUCAAAAAAAAAAAAAAAAGUCUUCCACUCGAGCUGCAUUUUAUUUUUGUCACUGACACACUUUCUCUCUUCAGAGCAUCCCCUCUCUCUGAAUCAUCUGCGUGCUGGUUGUCCCGGGCGGUUUUCCCUAAACUUCUCCGCUUUAUCUGCUCUCCUAGGCUGUUAUAUUUGACAGAUAUGACAGCAGCUUUAGCUUUAGAGGCAAUUAUAGAAAUCAAAACUACAGUCUAGCUAUCCAUUUGUAUUUAUUUGCUUUAUUCUUACGAGUAAAACAUUCUAGUUUUUGCUUUCAGGCAGUUGUUUUAUGAGAGACGUAUUUGCUAAGGGACUCUUGUUAGGGUUCUGGCUACGUUCAAUUUAAAUUAAUCUAUACCCGUGUUCCUUUAUGUUCGACAUUGUGCUUUUUUUUUUACGAGUGUCUGUGUGCAUUUGUAUGUGUGGGAUGGCGUCAGUGUAGCCUCGUCGUCUGUUGCACAGUAAUUUUCCCUGGAUUGCUCAGGCAGGAUUGACUCCCUGAUUGAAAUAGCUCUCGGUAAGCCAUCAAUAACAGACAGCAGUCUCAGAUCGAGCCAUUUAGGCAUUAAGUGAGUAAGAACACAUGAGAUAGACAGAAAAGAGAGAGAAAGAAAGAGAGAUAUUAGAAAAUCCACAAAGGCACAAAAGCAGCAAUAAAAGUGAUAAAGAGUAACAGGAGGGAAAUGAUGAAAAAAGCUGUAUAGAAAUGUAGGAAAAGCAGAGCAGGGCAGUCGGAGGAGAGAGGUAAAUUAAUGAGGAGUGGGUGAUGUGAGAGGGAGUGAAAUCGAGGGAACAGGGAUCCAAAUGAUGAAGUGGGGGGAGGGAUGAAAGAGGAGUGACAUACAAAGAGAAAUAGAGAUGAGGGAACAGAGACGUGAUGUAUGAAACAUGAAGACUGAAGACAGGGAGAGAAGUGAUGUUUAAUACAGUGAGAAAGUUAAAAUGUAUGAAACUCAUCAGUCAGAUAAAGUGUUUACAAACACAUAAACACAGACUUAUGAGUACAUCCUUUCAGAUCUUUAUGCAACCAUUAACACACACAUACAGAACUAAAAUUUAACAAAUCCUUUAUUUUUUAUUUUUUCCUUUUCCCUGUUUUUCCCCGUUUAUCACUCUUUUUAAAUUUAAUUUGCUGUUUUUCAGUAAGUUAGUUUCUUUACUUACAGGUUUCUUUGUUUCUUUUCUUUGUUUCUUCCUCAUUUUCUCAACAUAAACUUUAUCAGUCAGUUCAUAAGAGACUUAACACUCUCUCCCUUAUUUAUUUUCUCUUUUUCUGCCUUGGAUUCCCACCGGAAAUUUCUCUAAAUUUUUCCAAACUUACCUGAGUAUGUACUUCAUUAUCCUGAUUUUUCUUGUUUUAACCAGAACUUUUAACAAUCCUUUUCUUUCUUUUUCUUUCUUUCUUUCUUUCAUUUUCCUUUGUUCUUUCUUUCUUUCUUUCUUCUUUCUUUUUUCUUUCUUUCUUUCUUUUGUCUCUAUCUUUCUUUCUUUCUUUUUCCUUUCUUUCUUUCUUUUUCUGUAAUUCUUUUACUUUAUUCAUUUCACUCCUUUUCUUUCUUUUUGAUAUUUCUUUGACUCUUUUAAUAUUCUUAUGUUCUUUCAUUUAAUAUUUUUUCAUUUUUCUCUCUUGUCUGUAUUUGUUUUUCUUUAUUUCUUUCUUUCUUUCUUUCUUUCUUUUUCUCUCACUCAUUUUUUUCUUUAUUGUAUUAUUUCUUUCUGUCCUUCUUUCUUCCUCCUUUUUUCUUUUUCUUCCUUACUUUGAUAUUUUAGUCAACAACUGCAAUUAAACACAACAGACAUGAUGUGGGGUUUCUGUGUACAUUUUCCUCUGAUAUUUCCAUACAGAAAACUCUUAUCGUUGAAUAGCUGCUGGUCAGUUACAUUAUAGUGAACCGCAGUGGCACAAGGUAAAGACAAGGAGUCAAGUGGACAGGGUCACAGUGAGGAUGGUGAGUAGUUAGCCAGCGAACACUAGCAUGAGUUAUGCUUUCUCUAAUGGAGGACGAGGGGAUAAUUGGGUCAUUUCAUCACAGCUGAGUGAGCGAGGAAAGGUUAGGGUCUUCGACUUCAUCAUCAGCCAACAGCAGACAUCUAUAAAUAAUUCCCACACACACGACAGAGAGGAGGAAUGAAAGAACGACAACACAGCAGGUUUCUGUUUAUCUGCCACAAACAACAAUUUACACAUAUGUUGGCAAGUGAUGACUGCGUGUAGGUUGUGCUGUUUAUCUGAAUGCGAAUGCUCCGUGAAGUGUCGGUGGAGUAAAACAGAUUUAUUUUAGAACAAGACGUCGGAAUGCCUACAGCGAGCCCCUCUGCCGCUCUCAACAGACUUCCUCCACAUCUGUUACAGCAACACACACUCAAACAUGCACAAAACAGGGGGCGGAGGCUGGCUGUGAGACUUAGCUGACAUAUUAACAACCCGGUAUGGUAAAGGUUGUGGUUUCUAUUCUUGGACGAGUUGAUUCUGCUCAACUGAAUGACUGACCUUUGAUGAAAUAUAAAGUAAACGAUCUCCUCUCCCAUGUUGUGAGUGUAUGUGUGUGCGUGGCUUCUAUGCAAGAGAGAGAGACUGGGUCAUUGUAGUAACACACGUGUGUGCCUGACAUGGAUGCAAGUCGAGCUGAUUUUACCUGUCAGGUGCUGCCACAUCUGAUCCGUCACCCUCUCUCUUCCCUCUCUCUCUCAGACUGCUGGUUUCCUUUACCCUCUUUCCCCUAUUUUCUAGUUUCUAUGGCGAUAGAUGGCAAAGAUGAGGAUAGUGUUUUUAUCAUGUGGAUUUUCACUGUGUUGCAUCAUAAUUAACAGCAAUGCCAAAAUUAUAAGGAGGUAUUUGAAAUUGUCCUUGAGCACACACAAACACACACUGAAUAAACUAAAUCCUAACAACAAUAUAAGACUUUUAAAUGCUUAUAAGUAUGUCCUCUCGUCUUGCAGGUGCUGUACCUGCAGCAGGCGGAGGUUACCAGGGAGCGGGUGUACGCCAUGCACCAGUCCAGCAUCGAUGGUGUCGAGGAUAUGUCAGCACUGGCUGAGCUGCACGAGGCCGCCAUCAUGCACAACCUGUACCAGCGUUACCAGAAGGACAACAUCUAUGUAAGUGCACUCAGAGAGACACACACACACACACACACACAGGGCUGUGAGGAUGUAUGAGGAGGUAUGUCGAGAACAUGACAUAUCUUUUCCAGUAAUCUUUGCAUGAAGCUUUUAGCGGGCUGCACACAUCAUCUUAUCGGACAGUAAGUGGAGAGAAGGAGACAGAGGCAGGAGGCAGGAGGCUUGAUGCUUCUUAUUUGCUUCAUUUUCUUGUUGAACUUGAAUUUUUCGCAGUCUGAGAAUACAAAUGACAGCCCAGGGAGAUUCUUAACCAGAAAUAUAAAAAGAAGAAAGUGAUGUUUUUGUUUAUAUUUCAGCCAAAUAAAAUGAUGAUAUUAGUCAUGAAUUCCAUGAAUUAAUUACUGCUUCAGCAGGAUGGAAAAACACAAAAUGCUGUGCAGAGGAGUCAGUCAGAAUAUGUGGUCUAAGUCUCCCCCAUUAAUAUUUUUACUAUUUAUUAUAUCUUUAUUUACUUUUUAGGCAUUAGGGCCACAUGCAAGGCAUGCACUUUAUUCUGAGUAUUAUGCAUUUAAAAUAGCACUUUACAUUUACUGUGCAAUCGGGCAAUCUGCAAUACAAUUACGCACCUAACACUUUAACACUUCAGCACUCUGCACUUUAAUCAGCACUUUGGUAGCUAAUUUUAGCAUUUAACGCUAGUGAAAUGCAUAUGGUCCCUUGAUUCAGGGGACCCUGAUUUCAUUGUUCUUGCUUUUAUUUUUCAUUUUCUGUCCUAUUGUGUUUUCAAAGACCCGUUUUCCCUCUCUGUAAUUACUCCCCCUGCUCAUACUGGCCAUGAAGGCUAGCUGUUCUACUUGUUGUUCCUGUAGUUUUAUUGAUUUUAUUACCUAAUGUUGUUGACAUCAACCUGCUGAAGGGACUAAAGAUGGAAAUUAGCCGUUGGCUAUAAUUUUGCACAUUUACAUGUAUACGUUCAUCAAUAUGUAUUGUCCCUGGUUUAAAUAAAUAAACUUAAAAUUAAAACUUAAACUCAAGUUUUCACCCUAAAGGCUGCUUUAACUGCAGACCAUGUCAGUUACGUUACAACACAUUAUAUUAAUAUAAAACAAGAUUCUUUGGGUAAAAACACCACCAGACACACACCACUCUUGAGCUUUAAGUGUUUAGAAAAUUAGAUUUUAAAAAGACUCGUUCUUCUUCCUUUUCCUGUCAAGUGUAUUACUCAUUGUGAAUCGUUCUCAAUAAAAAUGUUAUGGGAAAGAUCCUGUUUGGCACACAGAAUCAAAAAUAAGUAUUUAAAAACUAAUCUGGCCCCUCAGUGAUGAUCUUGUUUGCUUUUCUGCUCCAUAUUCAUCUACAGUCUGUUUCAAAACCAGCUGAAAACUCUUCACAGGAUCUUUAACUCACUUGAUGUCGUUUUCAUGCAAAAACGAACAAAAACAACAAAAAGAACUUAAGGAUUUGUUUUUUUAGUUUGUUCUCCUUUAUAGAAAAGGGAGAUUUAUGUGGCUUUGUUUUCCAGGUCCAUUAUAAAGACCGAUCUGACAAUGGAGUCGAGACCGUUCAGAGGUCCUCUCUGCUCAUUUGUAGUUAAAUCUUGCAUUACAAUGCAAACAGCAACUGGCUGACAAUACAAUAAACUCCAUUACCCACCUUGCAUUUGGAGUUUUAAUUUACCAAUGGCCCCAGCUGACAUGAUAAGAUGAUUAUCUGUUUUUGAGGUGAUUUAAUGGAUAUAUAGAUCAAUGAGUCAGGGUCGAUUGUGGGUUGAAAGUUGGUCAUUUGGGAAGCCAGGAAACCUGAAAGAUUAUCGCACAACAGACCAAUAAGAGCCUUCCUGGGUGUGACCUAAUCUAGAUGAUGAAAUACUGUUCAUAUACAGAUUUCGCUUAAGCUGAUCAUACGUAUUAACCCUUUGUGGGGUCAGUUUACUGUUUUGCUGUGUGACUGCAUUUAUGAGUAUGUAGUAGCAGAAAUGCACAGACAGGGUAAUAUGACACGAUAGCAGACCUGCUGACCUGAAGUGGAGAGCAAGUUUGUGGUUUCAGCACAAAAAGCUCAAAUGAAAACCAGCAGCUUUGCUUUAUUAUCUUCCUGAUUUGCCUCUUAGCUGUCCAAUAAAACUGUAAUUGUCUCUCUUCACCUCUACUGUCGGAUCUCCACCUUUUUGAGUUUCAUUAUCUUUAAAUGUAAACACAAAAUAUUAAUUAAAAAAAGGGAAUAAGGACCAGAAUCUUUUGGAGUUCCUCUAAAAUCCACUUCUUCGUCUCUUUCAGACGAAUAUCGGCAGCAUCCUAGCGGCUGUCAACCCCUACAAGCAGAUCCCGGGUAUGUACGACCCGGAGAGGGUAGACCUGUACUCCAAGCACCACAUUGGGGAGCUACCUCCACACAUCUUUGCCGUGGCUAACGAAUGCUACCGCUGCAUCUGGAAACGCCAUGACAGCCAGUGUGUCCUCAUCAGGUUAGUUUGAACCAUGAAGAAAGCAGGUAUAACUAUGAAUGUAGCAUGUAGCAUCUUAGCAUGUAUUUUUGGCAAGAGGGAAAUUUGGUUUAUGCUACUAAAUUUGGUGUUUUUGUCAAACAGACGUUCUUGUUGUGACGAAGGUUAGAAGUUUAAUAUAUAAUGAAUAUUUCAGAAUCAGCUCGCACUGUGUCUUUUUUAAAGAUUUUACAGUAUGAAGCUGUUAAACAUGGACAUAAGGAUAAUGCUUGGUGUUUUAUUUACCCUUCCAACCAAGAUUAUGUUUAUAACACUCCCAACAUUUGGAUUGGACUGAAGUGUUGGUCAAGAGGAGAUAUUCCCCUGAUUUUGAGACCAGAUGGAAGCACAGCAUCUCUGGGAGACAACAAUACCCUGAGCAAUUUUCAUGGCAAUCUGGACAGUGUUGGACUGACUGUGUCUUUAAAAAAACGUCUCUGGCUCCCUUACAUCAUUAAUGUCAGAUUUCUUGACCUUCCAAGAUUUUUAAACUUCCAAGGUCAACAUCUCAACAUCUCAACCUCGCAAAAACAAGUUACUUCCUGGCACAUUUCUGCAAACACUACUAGAUAUGAUUAUGAAUGGUUUGUGGUUUUAUGUCUGGCAAUGAAAAAUCUAUCUAUGUGUGGCCUUUGUACGCUUGGCUCACCGGGUCAAUCCAGUUUAGUCUCACUUGGUCUGCUAAUGAAGAAAGACAGGGAGCUAAUGCGAUAUGUCUGAAGUGAUCAAAUCUCAGUAUCAAUGAAACAACCCAGCCAGUGUCAGAGAUAUGUGAAUGUCAGAGAAGGUCACAUUGUGUUUAAUGAGAUUGGGUCUUGUUCAUUUGUGUGUCCUCAGUGGUGAAUCAGGGGCAGGGAAGACAGAAAGCACAAAACUGUUGCUUCAGUUCCUGUCGGUGAUGAGCCAGAACUCUGUUGGGACUCCUCAGUCGGAGAAAACUACACGGGUGGAGCAGGCCAUCGUACAGAGCAGGUACAUGCUGGGGAGGAACUACUUUCUUUUCUCCUUUGGUAUCACUGUCUGACAUGUUGUGGGAACAGGAAAGACUUCCCAAACCUUUAAUAUGUACCAAGGAUACGCUGUUAUGGAGGACGAGGAGGAUUUUGAUUUGAAGUUUCAAGUCAAGUCAAGCCUUAAAGGAGUUUUAGCUUAUAGUUCUCUAGUUAUACCAACUUUAGUAACGACCGCACUAUAACAAUACACUGCGGUCUGAGGAGCCAUAAACAAACCUCAACCAAAACGACACUCUAUAGCCACAAAUAAUGCUCAGCACAGCACCUAAAUUCAUCAACAGUACAGAUAGAGUUGUAGCCAUAGUACUAGCUACCAAACAUAUUUUUAACUUUGCCUGAUUUCUUUAGCAAAGAGACUAAACACAACUCACCUUCUCUCUUCCAGCAGCCACUUGUUUGUUGCGAGACCUCGGGCCAGUCCAUUAUGGACUGCAGUGGGGUGACGCAGCUCAAGGAAGAACAUUUAUGAUCAUUUCUUCAUGGAAAUGCAAUCAGACCGAGAUGCUAAGGCAGUAGAACUACUGCAUCUGCAGUGCAAAAUGAUUAAUAUGGUGAUUAUUGCUACAAGGAAAUGAUAAAGAAAUGAUCACAAAUGUUCUUCCUUGGGCUGCGUCACCCUGCUGUAGUCUGUAAUGGACUGGCCUGAGGUCAUGCUACUAACAAGAGUUGUGAGUUGUGUUUAGUCUCAUUGCUAAAGAGAUUAGGCAAAGUUAAAAAGAUAUUUGGUGGCUCGUGCUAAGGGUAGGACCCUAUAUGUACUAUUGAUGAAGUUAGGUGCUGUUCAGAGCAUUAUUUGUGGCUAUAGAGUGGCGUUUUGUUUGAGGUUUGUUUAAGGCUCCUCAGACCGCUGUGUAUUGCUUACUUAAGUUGGUAAAACUCAAGAAGCAAGUGAUCGGCAACAUUCUCGAGGGGGUGUCUAACUCGGCAUUACAGUGUGUUUGACCCUAAAUUAAUUUUACACCGGAAUAUCCCUUUAAACUCUUGAAACUACAGCUUUUUCUUUAACCACACCUCCCAUCAGCAGCUGAACUUUCUCUGUGGCACUGUGUGAUCCGUUAUUGUACCACUGAAAAUGAGCGUGCUGCCUCGAUCAGUCAUUCACAGAUUAUUAAAUGCCUUUUAAAAUGUUGCUUCCCUAUAAUAUAAUCAACGCUCCACAGCACAUUAUAGUUUCUAAUAUUUUUCACUGCAUGGAGAGAAAUUCAGCUAUAACAAAAUUCACUCACUUUCUUUGUUUUCCUCCUCCGCAGUCCGAUCAUGGAAGCUUUUGGUAACGCAAAAACUGUUUACAACAACAACUCCAGCCGCUUUGGCAAAUUCAUCCAACUUCACUUCUCAGAGGGCGGAAACAUCCAAGGAGGCUGCGUCAUCGACUGUAUCCUUCAGCUUGUGUUUGAAAUAAAUGUAUUUGCGAAGUGUACCUGUGUUUACUUCUGCAUGUGUCCGAGCUUUAUAGUUUCCUUGACUCUUUACAUUUUCAGAUUUGCUUGAAAAGGUAACUCCACAUCCUCAGAUUGGUCAUUUCAAAGUUAAAAUUCAUGAGGAGUGAUUUGUCUGCUUUCACUGUGAAUCAUAAUGAAAUGUUAAUUACGGCUUUGCUGCAUUGAUUUUUGCUGCAGAACCGGGUGGUACGACAAAACCCUGGAGAGAGAAACUACCACAUCUUCUACGCUCUGCUGGCAGGAGCUAACAAGGAGCAUAAAAGUGAGGAAAGCAUGAAAGUAUUCAAUUAUAGAUCCUGCUCUAUUCAAGUAUUUUACGAACAGUACAUAAAACACAAUUACUACUCGACAAAACUAGAGCUCUCUCCUUCUGUCAUGUUUUCCUCUCUCAGGCCAGUACUUCUUGGAGGAUCCUGCUGAAUCUUUCCACUACCUCAGCCAAUCAGGGUGUCUGAAAGACAAGAGCCUGAACGACAAAGAGCUGUACACCAGUGUUAUGGUCAGUGUCAUCGCUGUUUUGUUCUCUGCCAUCUAGACGAUACAAGAUUUCAAGAUUGCACAUUUCCUGCAGAUAAAGCUGCUCUGGUUGCACAAAUUAUUUAACUAUGAGUACAGUGUUGUAGCCCUGAGGGGAUGACACAAUACAACCCAUUUAGUCAAGCUGGCUUUCUUUAAGUGCAGCUGGAAAAGAAGCGGUUGUUUUCUUUAUUUGCUUGGGUCGUGCAUGUGCCAAAGUUGUCCUUAGUUGAGCUCUUGCCGGGGUUUGAUAUAUUGUCUGUCUAAUCUAUAAACAAAUUUAAGAUGCUAACCUUCAAAUCAAACCAUAAUAAAAUCUCACAGAGGAAUUGAUCAUUUUCUGAACAUGAUAUUAGGGGCGCAUCCAGAUCUUUUUGUUCCUGGGGCGCUGACUUGUGCAGGUGUAGCGUUAAGUAUUUGAGCACACAUGAUUGAAUUGAGCUGAACUGAAUUUAAAUCUACGUCUGUCAUGAGCCAGAGUUAAACAAAAGGGAAAGAACCCAAAUGCAGACAAAAAGAAGAUUUAAUUAAAGGGACUAAAUGGAAAAAAGAAACAUAAAGAGAAAAAAUGGAGCAAAAAUCACAUGGAGCAAUUGGGGACACAAGCAUACGCACACAGACAUACAACAAACCAACCAGGACAGAGGCGAAGAAAGGGACUAUAUAGGCACACAGGGAAACGAGCAACAGGUGAGGCUAACGAGACACAGGUGAAACUAACGAGACACAGGUGAAACUAACGAGACACAGGUGAAGCUAACGAGACACAAGUGAAACUCAUGGGUGAUUAACGAAGGAGGAAAACUAGGAAAGUAAAACCAGACUAGAAACACAAGGAAUCCACUACUACAAAAUAAAACAGGAAACACCUAAAACUGAGAUAAAGAAUAAAACACAGAGAACAGGAGGGAAACAGGGUCAGACACAAACUGAAAACUCACAAGACUGGAUCAUAGGAACAAUACACUCAGAAAAAUAUCAAAAAAAUAACAAAACCAAUGAAAAUAUCAUGACAACAUCUCUGCCAUAUACUAUUUUGAGUGAUAACUGUCUUUUUAAAGAUAGGAUACUGUGCUGAAUAUAUGAAAUGUGACCAAUUGGUUCAUAAUUGGAGGUAAUAAAACGAAGACUAAGACCAGUAUGAAAAAAAGACUAAUGUAAUACCUCACAAUCAAGCAGAGGUAGCAAAAUGAUAUUUCAAAAUAAAAGCGUGCUUUUACAGUAGAGAAAAUGAAGCAACAUACACAUAAGAAAGUAAAGUAGUCAAAAUAAAACUAAUUUUGUUAAUCUCCUCUCUAAAGAUUAUAUUGUUUAUUUUUCAACUAGCCUUUACCACAGUGUGCAGAUGCUGCAGCACAAAUUAUGAUACAGGAAACAACAGAUGAAAGCAAGGCGCUAUAGUGGCACCAAAUAAAAAAGGGUCUUCACCAGAUUGGGAAUUUUUAUGAAAGUGUAGAAUAGACAACAUGUGUAUACAAUGUGUAAGGCUGAAUCACUCACAGAAAUAUACUGUUGUUUAAGUUUUAAUUUGUAGCUCCUUCCUUGUCUUUUUCUGUCUUAAUUUGACUGAAUGUGUUGUUUUUCUGCAAGUUUUUUUGUAAAUAUUGCUAAAGUAUUAUUAUAAGAAUUUUUUUUUAUCAAUAUAACAGAGAGAGGAAGACGUGAAGUGGUGGCAGAGCUAUUUUUCACUGAGCCUACUGGGCCUGCGAACAUUAAUGCAAUCCAAAAAAUAACAAAUGGUAAAUCUUGAAGGACUUUUUGAUGGUGUCACCUAAAAAACUCUUCAUUUUUGUUUUGCAGGAGGCCCUUAAGGUCUUACAGUUUACGGAGGAGGAAAUCAGAGACAUGUUCAAGCUGCUGUCAGGAGUCUUGCAGCUCGGAAACAUUGAGUUCAUGCUCGCGGGAGGAGCCCAGAUCACCACUAAGCAAGGUCAGAGCCCAUGUAGAGUGAGUCAGGAAGAAUAAAAGCAUGCAUGGAUGUAUUGUGGAAGUGUAAUAUAUCUUUCUUGGUCUCUUAGUGGUCAGUAAUGCGAGUGAGCUGCUGGGCCUGGACGCCUUCCAGCUGUCUGAAGUCCUGACUCAGCGCUCCAUAAUCCUCAGAGGAGAGGAAAUCUGCUCUCCGCUCACUAUCGAGCAGGUCAGCACACACAUACGCUCAUACAUUAAUUCUCGCUCUCUUGAUUGAUCACACAUACACUCAGACAGCUUCCUCCUCCUUCUUGUUGCAGGCGGUGGAUUCCCGCGACUCUGUCGCCAUGGCGUUGUAUUCCCAGUGUUUCUCUUGGAUCAUCCUCAAGAUCAAUCAGAAAAUCAAAGGGAAGGAAAACUUUAAAUCCAUCGGCAUCUUGGACAUUUUUGGCUUUGAGAACUUUGAGGUCGGAAUUAUUACCUGAAAUGUUUUUAUACCAGCAGACUAAGUGCAGAUCUUUCUUUUUGAAAUAAAUAACGCCUCUUUUUGCAUUGCAGGUGAAUCGCUUUGAGCAGUUUAACAUCAACUACGCCAAUGAGAAACUUCAGGAGUACUUCAACAAGCAUAUCUUCUCCCUAGAGCAGCUUGAAUACAACAGGUAGACCUCUACAAAGCAAUUUAUAACACUGCUCCUGCUCGCCCUGCUUCUUUUAACACUUCUAUUUAUCAUUCAUCAAGAACCUUUAAACACCAAAUUAGUCACUUCCUUUGACUUUUACUUUAUAAGUGUUUGGCUUUAAUCUCCACAGGGAAGGUGUCCAGUGGGACGCCAUUGACUGGAUGGACAAUGCAGAGUGUCUUGACCUCAUAGAAAAGGUGGGGGAACAGAAAAGCACCUUUUUUUGUUCAAGCCAGACGUUUGGUUGCAGUGCUUUAAAGUAAAUGCAAUUCUCAGUCAGUUAAGAGCUGUGCUGGACGCCUGCCGCAGACUCUCUCUGGAAACGGAUCCAAUAAACCAUCAGGCUGGUGUCUCAGAAAGCGGUGCUGAUUCCAUAAAGCUGAUGCGAUAACAUGAUGUGUUUUUCAUCUCCGUCGUUUAGAAACUGGGCUUGUUGGCGCUCGUCAAUGAAGAGAGUCGAUUCCCCAAAGGGACAGACUUCACCCUGCUGGAGAAGCUGCACAGUAGACACUCUGUAAGUUACUCACAAACCUGAACAAACUCAGUUUUUCGAGAGUGUUGGUUUUAAAAUGUCCAAAUAUGUUUGACUUUUUCCUCUUUCCUGUAGACAAACCCUUAUUAUGUGAAGCCCAGACUGGCUGACCAUCAGUUUGGUAUCAAACAUUAUGCAGGCGAGGUAACCGAGUCGUUUUACAGUAAAUAGGAUUUUGCGUGAAGUUUGGGAGACUCAUCAUGAACUUUUCUGUCUCCAUCAGGUCCUGUAUGACGUUAAAGGUAUACUGGAGAAGAACAGAGACACUUUCAGGGACGACAUCCUGAACAUGCUCAAAGACAGCCGGUAUAGUCACAACAAAUAACCAUGAGGUGUUUCCACCGCUCUGUUUUAUCGAUAACCCGGUGUUUGACCCUCUGCGGUUGUUUCCUCUCAGACUCGACUUCAUCUAUGACCUGUUUGAGAAGGUCGGCAGCAGAAACAACGAGGAGAAGAUGGGAACAGCCAGACGUAAACCUACAGUGAGCUCCCAGUUCAGGGUGAGUGACGUGAGCUGUUGAAGAUUUUUAAGCGCUGGUCUCGAGCUCCACAUUUUCCAAGGGAUGCUAUCAACCGGGGCGGACCAAAAUGAUUCUUUAUACUUCAACCAAGCAAAGAAAACUUAUUUCAAAGAACUCAGCAAGGAAAUUUUGAAGUUAAAUAUGCAGAAACAAGAUUUGGAUAUGAAGGAACCAUCAUCUAAACAGGAAAGGAAAACCUUUUUUGACUCUAAGUGAUGCUUUUUGUCGUUGAAAAAAAGGAAAAUUACUGAAUUUUAAAGCUACUCAAUAAAGCACAAAUACAAAGAAGCCGAAUAACUGACAGUAACUUGGGUAAAUCUGAAUUCAAUGAGUUAUAUAUGUUUUAAAAGUGUAAGUUAUACUUUUGUAGCUGAAUUUGCUCAUUGUUUCAGUCUCAAAAUGACAAAAAAGACAAACAUGUGAUCAUAACAAAACAAAAAAUGAUCAUAAAAGUUUUAAACUGUAGGUGUAAGAACUUUUCCACUUUCUUUCUUUAUCUCCUCAGGACUCGCUGCACGCUCUCAUGGCCACUCUAAGCGUAUCAAACCCUUUCUUUAUUCGCUGCAUUAAACCUAACAUGGACAAGGUCAGACUCUUCUAUUUUACACCUCUAUAACUGAGCCUGAGUGAUAGUUCCUUUUAAAAAUUAUAAUAAUAAUCUUUUGUUUGACCUGCAGAAUCCACAUAAGUUCGAUCCAGAGGUGGUCCUGAACCAGCUGAGGUAUUCUGGGAUGCUGGAGACCGUAAAGAUCAGACGGGCCGGGUUCCCCGUCCGCAGGACCUUCAAAGACUUCUCCUCUCGGUGAAAACCUCCUCAAGCUUGAUUUAUUUAUGUUACUUCCUGUGUCUCUUUUGUUUGCUCUCUAACAUGCGCUGUCCUCUUUCUGUCCACCAGAUACAAGAUCAUCGCAAAAGACAAAGUGGCAGCAAACGGAGACGACAAGAAGAGAAGUACAGACCUUUUGUUUAGAUAUGACAAGACAAAGAAAGAGUGGCAGCUGGGUAAGACAAAGGUAAGAUUUUUAGUUCCUUUAAGGCUGGAUAUCAACACCAAAACAUGAUAACUGCUAAUCUUUAGGUUUUCUGUACGAUAGGUUAGACCUCUUCCAGAUAAUCCUCACUUUUGUUCUGCAGGUGUUUAUGAAAGAGUCUCUGGAGCAGCGUUUGGAAAAGGACAGAGAUGAAGUGCGACGCCAAGCUGCCAUGGUCAUCCGAGCCCAUCUGCUCACUUUCUCUGCCAAGUAAGAUUUUAACGCAACCAUGUUCAAGACUUCUGCUUCCAAAAAAGGGAUUCAAGAAGUAUAUGUGCUAGUUUUUAAUCCCCUCGUGUUAUUCGUUUUUUUUUUUGAUCUACAGGAAGUACUUCAAGCGUGCCCGUGCCAGCGUCGUCACCCUCCAGAAACAUCUGAGGAGGCACAUCCGGCGCAAGCAGUUCGUAAAACAACGCAAGGCGACUCUGGUGCUGCAGAAAUACAGGCGAGGUCAGGUGGCCCGAACACGCGUCCGUAAGCUAAGAGAGGAGAAGAAGAAGAAGGAGGAGGAGCAGAAGAAGAAAGAGGAGGCAGAGAAGAAGGCGCCCGGAGAAGGGGAGCAGCAGGGUGCUGAUGGAAAGGAUAAAGAUGCGAAUGAUGGUUCUUCGGUGUGUUUUUGAUAAAGUAGAAGAGGAAAAAUAGAUUUUUUUAAUUUAUUUGAUGCUAUAGUGUGUGUGUGUUUUCUCCUCUUCUCCUUCAGGAUGAGGCCCGUCAGAUGGAGGAGAUCCUGCAGCUGGAGCGAGAGAUAGAGCGCCUGCAGAAGAAGCGAGAGGACGAGGUGUCCCAGCUGUGCGAGUCCUCCAAACAGGAGCUACAGCUGCGCCGAGAUGCCGAGCUCAAACGGAUGAAGAAGGAGGCGUCACGCAAGGCCACGCAGCUCAUCGACCUCCUGGACUUCGGAGGCGUGGACCCCGCGCUGGCAGCAGUCGCCGCCAAACCUGCCGCUGAGGCGAAAACCCCGAAAGCUGCACGCGCCAGCAGAGGAGCGUCCAAGGAUGAGGAGGUGGAUGAAGGUUUUCACGCCGAGGACGAGUGUAUCCCUCUCCCUGACUUCCCUCCUCCUGCUGAGACCGACACUCCUCUGGACCAGGAGAUCUUCGCCCACCUCCCUCCUCCCCCGCCUGCUUUUGCAGAGGGAACCGUCCCCCCUGCUCCUCCUCCUCCACCUCCUCUGCCUACAGACGGCAUCCCCGGUGCUGGGAUUCCUCCGCCGCCUCCUCUUCCCCCACCUGGGGAUGGUUCAGCAGUCCCACCUCCUCCACCUGCCCCAGGAGAAGAGGAGAAGAAAGACGGAGCCAAGCCAGAGCCUGAGAGGAAGGUGAGCAUGGUGGAUAGCCUGGUGGACGGAGACGAACCCAUCUACAGCAUGCCGGCCGACACUGAGUCCGACUACGACCAGGAGGAGGAGGAGGGGUCUGUUACCGCGGGAGACGACAGCUCCGUAUCCGGGAGCAACCGGGGAAGCGCAGCAGUGGCUGACGAGGAGCAUCCGAGGAAGUCAACUUGUACCAACGCGAGCAUCGAGUCCUACAGAGGCAGCUCUGACUCUGUGAGGACACACACUUACACGCAUCCUCACACGCGUGCACGCAGAUAUGUAUGAGCAGCUACACACUGACAAGUGUCUCUUUUAAACAUUUUUCUUUUUCCCCACAGUUUUCUGUCGCACUUUUCACUGUCUACAACAAAUUCAAUUUUUGUUUGAUAUUGCAGUAUGCAGACAGCGAUGAUGAACACGACGGCAUGAUGGACACGGAUGAAGAAGUCACUAACGGCAGAGUGACAUUGCUAAACGGAAACGGGCCGCCUUAUUUCCACGGUUACCUCUACAUGAAGGGUCUGUGAUUGAAUAAUUAUCCUCAGCUUCAAAGAUGGCUAUACCUCGUUUUUUAAAUGUGUCUUUCUUUAUACAUUUUUACCUGUAAGUAAUUUAGUUCUCUGACCCUUCAGCUGGUCUGAUGAUCCCCUGGAGGAGGCGUUGGUGUGUGUUGAAGGACGAAACCUUCAUGUGGUUCCGGUCCAAACAGGAGUCUCUGAAGUCGGGCUGGCUCUAUAAGAAAGGAGGAGGACUCUCGACUCUCUCACGGAGGUUGUUGUAGUUUUUACUGAGUGCAGCCUGCAUGCUUAAGAAAAAUGUAUAAGUACAGUAAUGACAAAAAACAAUAAUUUUACAGUUAAAGAAAAUAAAUCUCUGUUGAAUUAUUCUAUCUGUGAUGCACUUUAUGGAUUAUCUGGGAAUCUGUGUUGGCUCUGUAAGCAGUUCUGAUGUUUGUAUCAUUCUCUGACCUCUGCAGUAUCGGAGGACUUCAGUAUCUAAAUCAAGCUGGUGCACUGAGAAAGUAAAAAGAUUUUACACUUAAAGCUCCUAUAAGGGACUUUAGGUUUGCAUUUAUUUUGGCGCCCCCCUUGUGGACAAAGCUUUACCUUUUAACACUUGACUUCUUAUAGUUGAUGUUGAUAUAUAAACGUUGGGGGUGGGAGAAAAAAUCGAUUUACAUAAGUAACAUGAUUUUUUGUUUUACAAUUUUUAAAUCUAUUUUUUUUUUUUUUAAUUUAAGAGUAAAUCUUAAAAAUUGACUUACAUGUGAUGUGUAUUUUUGGGGGAAAUAUGGUUCCUGGAAUAGCCAGGAGACGAUCAUAAUCAUUCAACUGUUUCACUGGUGUUAAAAAUGCAGAUUAAAAAUCGAGAAAAUAGACGAGAUCGUAGCAUCGCAAUUUAAAUCGAAUCGGCAUCCAAAAAAUUGUAGAAGAAUCGAAUCAGGAGAAAAGCAUAUCGUCCCAGCCCUAAUAAACGUAUCAUACUUUAAGAACUUUGCUAAUUUACUGACAUCAACAAAAACAAAAAGUUCAGGAGCAUCACAAUUAAGUUUUGAAAUAGCACUGUCACAUUUGUUUAUGCUUCUUCCAUCUGUACGGUCAUUUCUCUGGAGUAGAUAUUCAAAAUCAAAAAGCUAAAUUUAGUCUCAGGUACUUUAUAUAAUGUCUGUAUUAGACUGUCUCGGCCUUUGUUUUCAUUGUGUCUCCUUCUGCCUCAGAAACUGGAAGAUGCGAUGGUUUGUACUGAGGGACAGCAAGCUGAUGUACUAUGACAACGACAGCGAGGAGAAGCUGAAGGGGACCAUCGAUAUCCGAGCAGCCAAGUAAGAGUCCUGAAAGUGUUUUUGAAAACCACCUCUUUGAUUUGUUGUUUCUUUCUUGUCUAGACUACAGCUGCAUCUCUCACACUCUCUAUGUGUUUGUGUUUUUACAGGGAGAUCGUGGAUAACCAUGAAAAGGAGAACGCUCUGAACAUCGUGACAGAUGAGAGGACAUAUCAGGUUUUUGCUGAGUCACCGGAAGAUGCAAGGUGUGCUGGAGCCGCUUUGUAGAAAACUGCACUUUAGACAACAUUUAAACAGAAACAGAUCGAGAUUUUCUUUUAAACUUGCGUCUGUGUUUGUUUGUGUGCAGUGGGUGGUUUAAUGUUCUCAGUAAGGUGCGCGUUUGUACACCUGAGCAGCUGCUGGAGAUGUCUCAUGAGCAGGCCAACCCCAAGAACGCUGUGGUCAGUCUGCUCUCAUAUUCUUGCAGUUUUUGAGUUCGCUUACCCUUAACACGUCCUCAUAAAAGUGAAUAUGCACCAGUACUUCAAUUUGAGGAGUUCUUUUUUGAUCUCUCAGGGAACUCUCGACGUCGGGUUGAUUGACUCUGUCUGUGCUUCAGACAACCCUGACCGGUAAGUUACAUCAAAAGUGUUUUUUUUAUUUUUUAAAGGUCACUGUUUUAGGGGAAAAGUUCAUGGUUAGUUAUAUAUUCACUCCUGAUAAAAAAAAAUAAAAUCACAAAACUCGUGACAACUUCCCAAAAUUUGAUUGAGUGUAUUUUAACAUGAUGGUAAAAACUACCUUGUGCGUUUCAGUUCGGACAUACUACUGACAUGAGGCUGAAAAUCAUCCGCCGACAGAGUCACUGUGAAAACCGGAGCCCUGCUUUCUUACGUCCAAGCUUAACCAGCCUUGAGAUAUCAGUUUUGAAAAACCGACUGUGAGACAGCUAGACAUUUUGAUGCCACUUUGAAGCUGGCUUAUUCAUCUGCUGAUCUCUUGUUAUCACAUAAACGCAUAUUUAGGACGGCAUAGGCUGUAAAGAGGUCUAUAUUAAGCAACCAGUGCAGACCCUGAAGAGACACGUCAAGGCUGAAAAAGUCAUGCUGCCAGUAUUAUUCAUUUUCCUCAUUUAAAAGUGUGCCACCUUUGACCUUUUCAGACCCAACUCCUUUGUUAUCAUUACGGCCAACCGGGUCAUCCACUGCAACAGCGACACACCGGAGGAGAUGCAUCACUGGAUCAGUUUACUGCAGAAACCCAAAGGAGACGCCCGGAUAGACGGCCAAGAGUUCCUUGUUAGAGGUCAGGAUGGAUUUUCUGCACAUGCACAACACUCCAGUUCUCUUCAGGAUGUUGCUUGAAUAUUAUAUAUAUAUAUAUAUGCUAUGACAGAGUGUAUAACAGAUUGUCCAUCAAAUUAGGCCAGGAGGCAGAAAAUUUGACUUUCUGGCAUCAAAUGGGCAAAUAUGUUUAAUAUCUCUCUUUCUGUCUCGUCAUCUUUCAGGCUGGCUCCAAAAGGAGAUGAAAACGAACGCGAAGAGCACGUCCCUGAAGCUGAAGAAGCGCUGGUUUGUUUUGACCCACAACUCUCUAGAUUACUACAAGAGCUCAGAGAAGAACUCCUCCAAGAUGGGAACUCUGGUCCUGAACUCGCUCUGCUCCAUCAUUCAGCCGGAUGAGCGGGUGCACCGGGAGACUGGUGAGUAGACAAGGAAAGGUAGAGAGAAAGGGCGAAUAGGCCUGUUUCUCUGAUGGAUUUAUUUCACUCUUUUUUUUCACAGGUUACUGGAAUAUCAUCGUGUACGGGAGGAAGCACUCUUACCGCCUCUAUACUAAGAUGCUGAACGAGGCCAUGAGGUGGACUGCUGCCAUCCAGGGAGUCAUAGACAGCAAGACUCCCAUAGAGACUCCGACUCUGCAGCUCAUCAGAGACAUCAAGGUCAGACGCGUGAAAGACGACCCUUCAUUUUCACGUUCAAAGACAACAGCUUUCUAAUAUCUGACUCCUUCACGCUCCCGCAGGAGAACAGCGUGAACCCGGACAUCGUGGAGCAGAUGUACAGGAGGAACCCAAUCCUCAGAUACACCCAGCAUCCUCUGCACUCCCCUCUGCUGCCGCUGCCCUACGGAGAAGUCACCAGCUGUAAGUAAAAAAACAAAUAUAGAAGAAAGAGUGGAAGAACAAACCGAGACACCAAAUGAAGAAUUGAUGAGCUGUUGUAUCUCAUGCCCCCAAAAAGCAAAUAACCUCUAAAAUAUCUGCAGCAAAACACUAACCAAAUUCUUAACACAAAUUUUAACGUAAAUGACACAUGAUGAACUAUAAAGAGAGGCCAGAUAAUUACCAUCUGUAUUUAAAGCUCCUGUAAAGAACUUUUUGUUUAUUUGAAAUAAAAAACAAGAUAAUAAGGGGGGAAAAUAAGCCCCUGUUAAGGUGUUUCUCCCCAAAUGCUGCUGUUAAGUUAGCUUUUCAUCCAAACAGCACUACCACCUUCAGACCUUUAGGACUCCACCCUAUGUUACAGUCACGGUCUGGAGUUAAACAAAAAGGGAAAGGACCCAAAAUGCAGAACAAAAAAAGGAUUUAUUUAGUAAGAACAAAGAAAAAAGCAACAAGAGGAGAAAAAAAAAAUAAAACCCCUGGGGCAAAAUUGCAGGGAGCAACUGUGGACAAAGGCAUACGUAUACAUGGACAAACAAUGAACAGACAAGAACAGAGGGGGAGAUAGAGACUAUAUACACACAGGGAAACGAGCAACAGGUGAGGUAAACGAGGCAUAGGCGGUACUAACGAGACACAGGUGAGGCUAACGAGACACAGGUGAGGCUAACGAGACACAGGUGAAGCUAGGGAAGUAAAACCAGACUAGAAACACAAGGAAUCAACUUCUACAAAAUAAAACAGGAAACACUGAAAACUGAUCCAAAGAAUAAAACACAGAGAACAGGAGGGAAACAGGGUCAAACACAAAUUGAAAACUCAUAAGACAGGACUACAGGGGAACAGUAAUGAUAGAGAACAGAAACACUAGGAAAAAUGCACACAAAAUGCACUCAAAUAACAAAACCAGGGAAAAACUAAAUCAACAGAACAUAUCAUGACUCCCAAACUGUAGGGUUAUCAAGAGGGACCUCCAAGGUGGAGACACUUUAGAGCUCCAGCAUGGAGCCAGCUCUUACCACCCAUCACUCCCACAUAGAGAGAAACAGAGAGAAGAGUCCAUAGUGAGAUAUAAGAAAGUGAACAGGGGGGUAGAGACAGGACGAUGCUGUUUGUACGCUCUUUGUCUCCCUACUCCUCUAAGAACAUACCCGUUUUUAUUUCCAAAUUUCAGUGUUUCUUCUUAUGCAAAUCCACAGACUUGUUUUAACCAGUAUGAAUACAUCAUUUUUCAUCAUACUCUGAUUCUCAAAUCACCCGUUUCGCAUCAUGGCGAUUUAUUAUUCCAAUUAUUUGUCUGUUCUGAAUAUUUCUCUAUCUUUCUUUUUGUUUUUUUGUUUUUUUUUCUCUCCCAUGUUCAGUACAAAGACAGCAGGGCUACGCAAGCCUGCAGGAUGAGGCAGUACGAGUUUUCAAUUCCCUGCAGGAGAUGGAGACUCUGGCAGACACAGUGCCCAUCAUUCAAGGGAUCCUCCAGACCUGCCAGGACCUGCGUCCUCUCAGGGAUGAGGUACGUAAAGUUACUUUAAACCUCAACAAAAAAACAUAACAGGUCAGAAAAUGAAACAGAAAUACAAAAUAUGAUAGUUUAUAUUUUGGAAAAAACUGUCAAAUAUAUUUUACUUUUACAUUUUUACAUUCUGAAAUCAAGACAAAAGACUGAAACGAACCACUGAUGAUGUGUCUUACUUUUUACAUCAUUACAUAAAACAAAAUCCUUUUUUUUUCAAUUAAAACUGCCAUUAAAGUCUGUCUGCCUAUUUGUUUCCUCAGGUAUACUGUCAGGUGAUCAAGCAGACCAAUCAUGUGCCUCAGCCUAACAGCCCAGCGAACCGGGCACACUGGCAUCUGCUCACCUGCAUGAGCUGCACCUUCCUGCCCAGUCGAGCCAUCCUCAGAUACCUCCGCUUCCACCUCAAGAGGUGUGUGAUCGAGUGUGUGUGUGUGUGUAUUGUGCGACUUUGAUGUAUAAUUAAUGGAAUAAAUGCGUCAUAAAUCUUUGAUGUCCUUUGGUUCAGGGUACGCGAGCGCUUUCCCGGCACAGAAAUCGAGCGCUAUGCCAGUUUCAUCGGGGAAUCCCUGAAGAAGACCAAGACUCGUGAGUUCGUCCCCUCUCAGGAGGAGAUUGCCGCCCUGCUGGUUAGACAGGAAAUGAGCACAACCGUCUACUGUCACGGAGGAGGCUCCUGCAAGAUCUCCAUCAAUUCUCACACAACAGCUGGAGAGGUAAACGUCCAAAUAUUCAGAUAUGCCAACUUAAUAUUCAACCGAACAGCAAAUGUGAUUUUUUUGAUGUUGCUGCUGCAGGUGGUGGAGAAGCUGAUCAGAGGUUUGGCCAUGGAGGAAAGCAAGAAUCUGUUCUCUCUGUUCGAGCACAACUCCUUCACAGAUCGAGCUCUGGAGAGCAGAGUGAUUGUGGCCGAUGUUCUGGCCAAGUUUGAAAGGUAUCUGAAUCGAUACUAAAGAUUAAGAUUUAUUGACGACAGAGGCGUUUAAGCAGAGAAGAAAAUUACAAUCAGCAUGAAAUUUAAGGCCCUGAUCUGUUUAAUCUACACUGAAAGAUGCAUCUCUAUACUUAACGUCUGCUCUGAACGACAUGUGCUCAAUGUUUUUUUUUUUCUCCAGGCUGGCAGGUAGUGAAGAAGAGGAGGAGGAAGGAGAAUGGAAACUCUACUUCAAGCUCUACUGCUUCCUGGACGUGGAGAGCAUGCCAAAAGAAGGAGUCGAGUUUGCUUUCAUGUUUGAGCAGGUGAGCUAUAAACAACUUGUGCUUAUAGAGCUCUCUUGAUAUAAAUGAAAUAACUGACUUUGUUCCGACCGUCCUUCUCUUUAUGUUUUCUUAGGCCCACGAGUCUCUGAUUAGCGGUCACUUCCCGGGCUCAGAGGAAACGCUGCAGCACCUGGCCGCUUUACGCCUCCAGUAUCUCCAUGGUGACGGGGCAGGUCGGGCAGGGUGGAACCUAGGAAGCGUUUAUCCAAUCGGCCGCCUCCGCAAUCGCAUCCUCCACUCCACUAAGCCCGGUGUGGGAGCUGCGGGUGGAGCAGGAGGAGGAGGAGGAGGAGGAGCAGGGGAAGGGAAGGGCACAGUCGGGGGACAGGGAGGCAUCCCACUCGGGGCGGAGAAACGAAAGACCCCGAGCUUCCUGGAUGGCACCCUGAGGAGGAGCUUCAAGACUGGAUCACUGAAGAAGCAGAAGGUGGGAGAAGAUGGACUCUAUCAUCCAACUGGAUUGACUGAAAGUCUACCAGGGUGCUCUAAAUAGAUCUGCUUCUCUGUGUUCCUGCAGGUGGAGGAGGAGCAGAUGCUGGAGAUGUGGGUGAAGGAGGAGACGUCCGCCACACGGACCAGCGUUCUGGAGAAGUGGACCCGGCUGCAGGGCAUGCCUCAACAUCAGGCCAUGCUGAAAUACAUGAGCAUCAUCAAAGAGUGGCCAGGAUACGGAUCUACUCUGUUUGAUGUGGAGGUGAGAAAAAAACGAAGGAUAAAGGAUUUGCACCAAAAGCUUCAUCACACGAAAUCUUUGUUCUCUUGUUUAUUUUCUCUCUGUAGUGUAAAGAAGGAGGUUUCCCUCACGAUCUGUGGCUGAGUGUGAGCGCAGACAACGUGUCGGUGUAUAAACGAGGUGAACCGAAACCUCUGGAGACCUUCCAGUACGAACACAUCACCUUCUUCGGUGCGUCGCAGCCCUGCACCUACAAGAUCAUCGUGGAUGAGAGGGAGAUGUACUUUGAGACGCCACUGGUGAGGACUCUUCAGUCAUUAUUGAUUUUAAGUUAUUAGUUUCUUUCAUGGUUUUGAAAGUUUUCAUGAAUCUAUUUUGUUGACCUUUUAAUGAUAAAAACCAAAGAAUUUAAAGGGAUAUUCUGGUGUAAAAUCAAUUCAGGGUCAAACACACCGUAACACAGAGUUAGACACCCCUUUGAGAGAUGAAUGUUGCCGACCGCUUGCUUCUCUAGUUAUACCAACUUUAGUAACGACCGCAGGAUGGCAAUACACAGCAGUCUGAGGAGCCAUAAACAAACCUCAACCAAAACGCCACUCUAUAGCCACAAAUAAUGCUCAGAACAGCACCUAACUUCAUCAACAGUACAUAUAGGGUCCCAGCCAUAGUACUAGCCACCAAACAUCUUUUUAACUUUGACUCAUUUCUUUUGCAAAGAGACUAAACACAACUCACCUACUCUCUUCCAGCAGCCGACUGUUUGUAGUGAGACCUCUGGCCAGUCCAUCACGGACUACAGUGGAGUUUCGCAGCUCAAGGAAGAACAUUUAUGAUCAUUUCUUUAUCAUUUCCUUGAACUAAUAAUCGCCAUAUUACUCAUUUUGCUCUGCAGACGCGGUAGUUCUUCUGCCUUAGCGUCUCGGUCUGUUUGCAUUUCCAUAAAGAAAUGAUCAUAAAUGUUCUUCCUUGAGCUGCGAAACUCCGCUGUAGUCCAUGAUGAACUGGCCAGAGGUCUCGCUACAAACAAGCGGCUGCUGGAAGAGAGUAGGUGAGUUGUGUUUACUCUCUUUGCUAAAGAAAUUAGGAAAAUCUAAAAAGAAGUUUGGUAGCUAGUACUAUGGCUAGGACCCUUUAUGUACUGUUGAUGAAGUUCGGUGCUGUUCUGAGCAUUAUUUAUGGCUUUUGAGUGGCGUUUUGGUUGAGUGCGUGGCUCUCUGUAUCGCUACCCUGUUGGUAUAACUAGAGAAGCAAGCAGUCGGCAACAUUCAUCUCUCGACGGGCUAUCUAACUCGGUGUUACAGUGUGUUUGACCCUAAAUUAAUUUUACGCUGGACUAUCCCUUUAAAUAUUCACACACCAGGCAGAGCUUUCAUCGAUGUGCGCGUUUCUCUGUCUCUAGGUGGGGGAGAUCACAAAGAUCAUGAGGGCUUACAUCAACAUGAUGGUGAAGAAGCGCUGCAGCAUCAUGUCAGUAUCCAGCGUUGCCAGCUCCUGGGUCAGGUGAUCGCCACCAACCAAUCAGAGCUCUCAGUUUAUCCAGUAGUAACAGAUGCCUCAGCCCUUCUGCACCGGUUGGUUGGUUGGUUGGUUUCGAUGGAAGCAGUCGUACCAACCAGCUAAUCCUCAAGACAAAUGAAUUUAAAGGUGAAGGAUGAGUGUAUGUGAUGGAGCGGAGAUAGAGGUGAAAACAGAAGCCAACUGCACACACUUCAGGCCAGGGUUUCACUAGGAAUAAAGGAUCCAUUGAAAAACAAGCAUGAGAAAGAAACCUGUAUCCUGGGACGGUUCCUUUCAAAUACAGUCAUAACCAGCCCUCCAGUUCUAGUCCUGCAUGUAGAUGUUCAAGCACACUCCAAACUUCUCUCUGCUUUCCUAUUCUGGACAAAAAACAAGCACAAAAACCGCCGCCCAAUCCCAACCUGUCCUUUCUUUCAAACCUGACGCACUGCCAGAAAGAAGAAAGCCACACUCUCUCAGUUAAAUCUGUUUCUUUCUCACUCGUACAAUCUCAGACUCUCUCUCUUUCUCUUCACACGUCUUCGCUCCUGUUUGCAUCUUUGUUUGGUAUUAAGUUAAAAUGCUGAAUUCUUGUUCUUUGCUUGCUUUUCUCUCUCUCUCUGUCGUUGUUUAUCUGUAACAUCAGCUGUAUGUGACUGAGGAAAAAAAAAGGACUUGUGGGAUGAUGAUUCUUCUUCAGAGCUUACUGACUGGAAAAAAAAAGCUCAGUUGCUCGCUUGUCAGUGCCACCGUGUGGCCACGAGAAGAAAACACAGCCAAAGGAAACGGCUUUAAAUAAUUCUGAACAAUAUAUCACUUUGAAAUUUUUAAGUAGAGGCUGGGCUUUGGAGGCUCACAAAGGAGGAAAUUAUCAACCUGAAUAGUAUGAGAUGAAAACAUUUCCCUAUCUAUGUCUACAUGUAACACAAACGACAUAUAUCUACUGUAUAUUCACAUACAUGUACACUUUAACAUGUAUUGUUUUGUACUGUAUAUCACACAUUAUAAGAGUUAUUAUUGAAUAAUGGUGGCCACUGCACUGUACAGAAUAUGGAUGCCAAUGUGACACCUCUUGUGUAAAAUACAUGGAAGUGGAUGGUGUUAAUAAUGUCUGAAUAUGAUGCCAAUACUGUACAUCAUUCACUGGCUGUGCCAUCGGCGUGACUCACAGACGAAUGAGGAUGAAUAGUUGAAAGACACACACCAGAACGAGAUUGGGUUUCACAGCGUUUUGAGGGAUUUAUCAUUGUUAAUCUGCAGGAUUAAUCGGAGCCAUAGAAUACUUUUUUUUUCCACACUAUUCUUACUUUUUUAUUUAUGACGACUUGAAUAAUGACUCACAAGAGCUCCAGUAUGUCUGUGUUUCAACUUUGAAUUUUUAUUACUGAUACUACUAUGAUAACUGUACGCCCCCUGCUAUCUUAACCACCCUGAAGUGCUGUGUCAGGAAUGCUGCUGUGUGUGUGUACGGGUGUUUUGAUGGUGUAACCUGCUGUUGGAAAAAGAAAAAAGGGAAACGAGAAAAGAGAAGUGAUUUUAUUGAGUGUAUCUCUGGAAAUAAGAUGUAUUUACAUGGCUAACCUUUGCAAAGAAUGGUGUUGUGAUCGUGUGUUUAUGGGAAACGCAUGGGAUUUUAAGGGAGGGUCGAGGGUAAUUUAUUUCUCAUUGUACUGUAUGUAUUGCAAAGCGGGUUUGGGUUAGAAAUGUACUGGUCGGUCUCGGUGUAUGGGAGCAGAUUAGACACUGUGAGGAUAUGGGCUCGGAGAUGGUUUUUAAAUGUGCACUGGGAAUGCUGACGGUCAUCACUGCUUUGUUUGCGCGUUUGUAUGUUUUUGAACUGAAAGUAAAAUCACUGUUACGCCAGUAUCACCUGAGUCUGUGGCACUGCGGGUAGAUGGCAGAAUCCCUCAUGUGUAAAACCUCAAAAGGACAAAAGACAAAAAUGUUUCUAAAACCAGAGCACAGACCGAUUAAUCCUGAUGGUGUUACUUUUUUAAAGGUUUUAUUUUUAGGCUUUUGAGGAAUAAUCUUGGACAAAAGGCUGCAGAGUGGAAACGGGGCCCUUUACUGUGUAUCAAAAGCCAGGAGCCUUUAUAUGAACAUGGUGCAUGUGAUUUAUAAUCACUAAAACCUUAAAACCUUAAAAUUAAAGUUUACAUAUUCAACAUAAUCUACAGAUACAUAUAAGUGACUUUAGGCUCUUGAUUGGUAAGAUAUAAUGUAUAGUGAACAGGUGGUUAAGCGAAUUAGGAUCCAGGGAGGAAGAGGAGUGAUGAGACAAUAUCUUAAACCCUCAAUCAGAGCCUGCAGGUGGAUGCUGGGGUUGGAAAUGUGAGUGCAUAUAAAUGAGAGAAUGAUGAAAUCAGUUGCCCGAGCUAACUCUAAUGCUUUGUUCCAUUUAUAAAAAAGUUUUACAUUUUUUACUGUCAUGAGUCAGAGUUAAACAAAAGGGAAAGGACCCACAUGCAGACAAAAAUAGGAUUUAUUUAAAAAGAACUAAAAGAAAGGCAACAAAAACACAUCGACAUACAAUGAACCAACAAGAACAGAGGGGAAGACAGGGACUGUAUACAUACUGGUAAACGAGCAACAGGUGAGGCUAACGAGGCACAGGUGAAACUCAUGGGUGAUUAACGAAGGAGGGAAAAACUAGGGAAGUAAAACCAGACUAGAAACACAAGGAGUCAACUACUACAAGAUAAAAUAGGAAACACCAACAGCUGAUAUAAAGGAUAAAACACAGAGAACAGGAGGGAAACAGGGUCAGACACAAACAGAAAACAUUCAAGACAGGAUCACACGGGAGCAGGAGCAUUAGGGAACAGAAACACAGAAAAUACACUCAAAUGAAACCAGGAGAAAACUAAAUACACAGAACAUAUCAUGACAGUUAGAGUCUUUACACUUUUUUGUGUGGUGGUCGUAUCAUAGAUUGAAAAAAUACUGAGAUGUAAUUCAUGUACAAUAAACUCCUACAUUACUAGUUGUAAUAUAGAGUCAAACUCUCGCUAAUAUUCUUAAUGGUUUUUUAAUGGUUCAUAUUCAAUUAAUUACUUCUAGACCAAUGAGAGUUUUAAUCUUUGCCCCCAAAUGGUUAAAUGGUUAUGGUCUGCUGCCUUCCUAACAAGAUAUUCAAUUGAGGUUAAACAACUUGAGGUGAAUUGUCUGUUGUCUAGCUGGACUGCCACAGUAAAGGGCCGCAGUACUAUUUGAAGAUACGGAGGUUGUGUGUCCGAGUGUGUCUACCAAGUUAAGUGUUUUAAUUUGGACUCCUUGUACUUUUCAUUCAAGUUAAAAAGGGCAAAGCAUGUAUAUUUUGGACGAGUUAGGUAUAGAUUUAGUCUAAAUAUAUGUAUUCUCCAUUAUAGGAGGUAAACUUUCUUUUCCAGCUUUCAUAAAAUGAUCAGAAAGUUUAAGAGCAAAAUGCAGAGGACACAAUCCCAGUGUCUUCAAUGGUAGCUGCGACUCAGUCUGCAUACACACAGCCCUCUGGGAUCCUGCCCAUAGAGGUAGAAUAAGCAGAACUAACUCCCAGGUUCCAGUCUGAACUUUGUGUUGUUUUAUUUUGGCCACAGUGAGCAGAGAGUAAAGAGAGUAACCCAUAAGCCAUAACGACCGAGGAACCUGGAGCGGUCUGUUCUAGUUAUUCUACAUCUACGGUUCUGUCUGUCACUGAUAUUACACUGAGUAGGAAGAAGUUGCCCCCGCAGAAGCUGAAAUGUGAUCAGCAUGUUUGCAAAAGAGAGUAGUGACUUUAACUUAGGUUUUGCAGUAGCUGAUCACAAUAUGGUCUCUGAGGGCAGCUUCAAUACAAGGGGUCCUGUAAUCAGCCGCAGGCGGCCAGAGUGGGGCCCGUUCUUAUCCUCUGUUAUUAUCCUUAUUAUCAUCAUUACACAGUAAACUUAGUGCUUGUUUAAAAAAAAAGAGAAAGAGAGAGAUAUGUGUGUUGUUCUUUUUUUUUAUUUGUAACUGGCUUUACAAAAUUAUGCUUUAAUAAAUUAUUGGAAUUAUCGUCCUCUA
Messenger RNA from Xyrichtys novacula (pearly razorfish), 49978 nucleotides. The record is from the annotation of a GenBank genome assembly. NCBI's taxonomy places the organism in Eukaryota, Metazoa, Chordata, Actinopteri, Labriformes, Labridae.